Molecule: messenger RNA, 44822 nt
Organism: Paramuricea clavata
Lineage: Eukaryota; Metazoa; Cnidaria; Anthozoa; Malacalcyonacea; Plexauridae
Source: the annotation of a GenBank genome assembly
GGUCAAAUUGGCGAACCUGGUAAUAAUGGUGUUGACGGACCUGGUGGACCUAAGGGUAAACAAGGUCCAAUAGGAAAUCCUGGUCAACCAGGUGCAAAUGGUAGUCCGGGUGAUGGCGGUGAAGCUGGAAGGAAGGGUGCCGUUGGAAUCCGUGGAGCACAAGGUCCACCAGGUUCUGCUGGACCCAAGGGAGACAAGGUACUCUAUGUACAUAUUUUACCGGAUAUAACUUACCGAAUGCUUCAUUUUUCAACAAACACCAGAAAAUGAAUGUUUAGAAGGGCAGUAGUACGUGUACUCUAAGAAUAUUUUCAUGAGGUCAAAAGAUGCAACUAUUUCAUUCGAACUGAAUAGUAUCCGAAUUGAAUACUCUAAGAAUAUUUUCAUGUGGUCAAAGAUGCAACUAUUUUAUUCGAACUGAAUAGUAUCCGAAUUGAAUAGUAUACAAAUAAUGAAUGUUAAUUGAGUGCAAUGGUAAGAAUAUUUUCAUCAGGUGAAAGAUGGAAUGUUCCAUUCAACGAGGCGACAGCCGAGUUGAAUGGAACAUUCCAUCUUUCACCGAAUGAAAAUAUUCUUACCAUUGCACGAAUAAAAACAUUCAUUAUUUGUUUUAUAUAAUACCAAAAUAGACUAAUAUUAAAAGGUUUAUACUGUAAGCUGCCGCCAUUUUGACGAGUCGUAAUUGCAUUAAAUCCCAUUUACUGAGUUUCGAAUAUCGGGUUAAAAUAAACUGCGAUCACCGUACAAGAAGCAUUUUGACGGAUGCGAUUUAUCGAAAACACAAAGAGUGCAAUGGAAUACAACGUAUAGUAUAAUUGCACUCGCAAAGAGUGCAAUGGAACGUAUUCCAUCGCACUCUUCGGAAAUGGAAUUUUCUAUUCAAUAUCACAUGACCAUAAACAGCCAAUUAAACGAUCAGAAUUCAAUAAGGUAGAAACGUUCUAUCUUUCGGCAAAUGAAAAAACAUUAUUACGAUUAAAAGAUUCAUGAUUUGUUUUACAUGAAAUAAUCAUUGUCACAUUUACUUGAAUACUGUACUCAAAACAGUCUAAAAGCCCAUUUUCGAUGGGAAAUUUUCGAUUUCAAAAUUUUUUUUGACGGAAAAUUUGUGUCGGCCAAUCACAUUUUACACAAUUUUCUUUCUGAGAAAUAUUUUCCUGGGUGGAAAUGGGCCUUCACAGGCAUGCAGCAAGACUGUAAUAAUGGCAUCUGCAGAAUCAUGCAAUGGAACAAAAACGUGCAAUACAAAAAAAGCCCACGUACGGGGGACUGCACGUUGGAACGUUCAAAUGCCUGGUCAGUUCAAUGGAAACUUCUAUUGAAUAUCAGCUAAAUAAAUGACCACAAUUUGACAAUGUAUUAUGGUAAUACAAACUAUACGUACUGAAGAAAAGCGUCUAAUAUAAGACGGCACAUGGAUUGUGUAUUCAAUAUUAUUAUUUGUUCACGGAUUUCAAAUUUAUGCUGAUUUGAAUGUAACUAUAAAUGCAGUUUACAUUAUACAAUGAGUAUAUAAUACUCUUUUUGUUUGUUACAAAUUCUACCAAAUUUGCCAAAAGGAAAUGUCAAGCUUAGCAUUCCUGUUAUCGUGUCCAUUGCGAUUUGAAAACUACGACAUCGCUAUAUCUAUGUAAGGAUAAUAUUUCUCGCCAGUACCUUGUUGGGAUGAAGACAGGUAGCCAUGUUACUAAUUGGUGCUGUUUUUGGAAAUUUUAGGGGCCAGCCGGUAAACGAGGAGAGCGAGGUUUCAAGGGACCUACCGGCAGUCAAGUAAGUGUUUUAUAGCAUGCUACUGUAUAAUUACGGUCUCUUCAAGAAGCGUGUUUGAGGAUUUAUAGUGCAGUUGAACAGAAAUCGCCUAUUUCUAAAAAAAACUAAUGAUGUAAAAUUGUAUAGAACUUGGUCAUUACCGUGGCCAUGGAUAAUAAAAUAAAUGGAUAGGAAACUAGCUGACGUGACCUAAUGUUUUUACUGGGAUUGAUGGCGUGGCUGGGUGCCUCAACCUAGUUGAAAACCAAAUUCUCAAAAACGGCAUGUUUAGCAAUAAUACAGCUAAACAUUUUAGUCAAAGAGCAAAUAAAUGCAACCACGCCAUUCUACGAUGAAAACUCUAAGUAUUCCCAGUCAAUUUUAGCAAAUAUUUCAAGCACUAAACAGUGAAAAAUACAUCGCAAAUUUCGCAAAAAUUUGUGACGCCAAUUUCGUAGCUACAAAUGUAAAAAAAUACAAAACAAAGACGAAAAACAUUUACCUUGAAUACUUUGUCGUGGCUUAGGCAUGUUUUUAAACAAUUAGACCAGUUUACGCUUCAAGAUCACCCUUUUAAAGUGGAAAAUAUAGCAAAACAACAAAAAUGCCGAGAACUUUGGUAACAUUCGCAAUACGCGUGACGUCACGUUUUUCAACAAGGAUGCAGUCAAUGACGUCAGAAGUUUCCAAUCCAUUUAUUUUAUUAUCCAUGCCGUGGCUUAGCGUCAUUUUUAUACCUUUUUAUGGUGGUUUUUUUAUGUAAUAUUUGUUCUUUUUGCUUUUAAAUAAAGGGUUCGGCUGGUAAGCCUGGUGAUCCUGGUAAUGAGGGGCGAAAGGUAUGUUGGUUGAUACAAUUGCAUGUUUAUUGUUAGCUACUGUACUUGGGACGUACAGUAAAAAUAAUUUAGAACAGAUGGAAACUCUUUUGUAGAACUAGCGAGUAAACAAGAGAUAGGAACAUUCCAAGACCAAGCAGCACAGGUUUUCAAUAAAUUACCUGUUGAACUUAGAAAUUACAGUAAUUAUGCACACUUUUCGAGCAAAGCUAAAAUUUACUUAGCAGAGAGGAACUCCUAAAUUAAUUAAUGAUGGAUUGUAUUGUAAUUAGGAUAUAUCUUUUAGCAUGUACUGUACAUAGUUUGUAUAUCCAUACUUUUAUGGUUCGUAGUAUUAUUCCAUUCUAAACACUUAUACUCAUAUUCCAAUUGUAAUUAUAUUUAUAUGUAACAAAUAUAAAACAUUUUCCGUGUUGAUAUACAGUUAUAUCAACACGAGUGGAAUUGGGAAAACGAGAAAUUAUAUGGAAACACAACGCCCGAAGGGCGGAGUGUUUUCAUACAAUUUCGAGUUUUCCCAACUUCCACUAAAAUCUAUCAUUUUUAGUUGCUGUUUAAUUAUGCAUGUUUACUAUGUUAUUGUUUAGUCGGUUUAAAUGUUAGAAUUUUCUUCUUUAAACUUUAAUGUUGUCGUCACUACAUCUGGAAAACCACGUAAGAACAAAUUAAAAGUAUUUUAAAAGAGACCAGGCUGUUUGAAAUCCUGAACGAAUGCUAAAAAUCGUGCCAGAGUGUCGUCGAAUUGCGAUGUAAUGUAAACAGAAAUUAUAGCAAGUUGAUGUCAGUCAGCUUAGAUGGUCCAAGCCAAAAUUAUAUCGCAUUUGAAGUUUCAAACUGAGUUAAAAAUAGUGGAAGAAAAGCCGUAAUUAUACUUAUUGUUACAACCAUUUAAUAAAAUGCAACAUUUUUUGUUUUAAUGAAAAAAUCAGUUAUUUUCAUGAGAACGAUUUGUUAUUCCAUCUCAAUUUUUUAAUCUCCAAUCGCAAUAACGUAAAGUAUUAUUACCCGCGAACCAAUGAGUCAAAUUUAAGAAACAACCCACUGUUAGAAAGCUGAAUGGCUACGCUUUAAAAUGAAUGUAAACUUUAACGUUUUCGUCUAUUAUUUGUUUAGCAAUUUACAUUUCAGUCGAGGAUUGCGCUUUUUUUUAUACACUCUGUAUAUCAAUACGGAAAAAAUGUUUUAUACUUUUUUUAUAAUAUAGCAAUGUCAAAAGCCCGAAGGAUAAGAAAAGUUUCCGUGUUUACAAGCGGCGGAAAAUUUCCCGUGUUGACAUUGAGUUAUAUCAACACGGCUCUUAGCCAAUCAGCGUUCAGAAUUUACAAAUGCUAUAUUAUAAUUUAUAUUUAUACAUUCGUAAACACUAGACGAGAGCCACCCUGUGGAACAGUGGAUGAACUACUAAUAAAGCCGUUCUUAUUUUUAUAUUAUUAUUAUUAUCAUUAUCAUUAUAAAGUUAGUACAGUGAAGUAGAGUACAACAAUACAGUGCAUUGAGGUUCAGUCGAGCACAGUAAAGUCGAGUACAUUACAAUACAGUCGAGUAGCGAACAGUACAGUACCAUACAGUACAGUACCAUACAGUACAGUACAGUUCAGUGCAGUGCAGUGUACUGUAGUGGAUGAAAAAACACUGGAUAUGGAACUCGUGAUCGCUUAGGAUGUUUUCAACGUUCUGAUGGCGUAUCAACCUUGUUGGAAAUUAUGACAUCACCAAAUCCAAAAUAAUUGCAUGUUUAACAGUACUACAACUGAACAACUUCAAGCAUAUGAGACUGUGAAAUUUUCGUUAAAUCAUCGAUAGUUUUUGUGACGCCAGUGACUGUACAAAAGUAAAAAAAAAACACAAAGAUGAAAAAUAUAUACAUCGAAUACUUUGUCGCGGAAAAAGUAGGUUCGUAAGACAAAAAAGAUACAUUUUAAGUUUCAAUAUACAUCUGGAAAGAAAGUGUGGAGAAAUUAAAGAAGAUGCUGGAAAAUUUUAGCACAUUCGCAAUUAUUCGUGACGUCACGAAUCCCAGACAGGUUGCGUCGCUGGAGCCAGCUAGGUUUCUAUUUAGUUCUUAACUAUAUCCAUGUAAAAGUGCAGUGCAAAGUGGUACCGUACUGUUUCAUUAUAUUUUAUUUUGCACUGUAUGUCUUCUAUGUCGGCUCGUUUCAAAGUGAAACAUAUGCCUGUGUGUUAAUAAUAUAUAUUGUCAUUUUUAGGGUAAAGAUGGGGAUCCCGGUCCAGCUGGUCUUCCAGGGCAGAAGGGGGCAGCUGUAAGUAAUUCAGUGUUUUACACACUUUUUCAUGCUCUUGAGGUAAAGCACAGCUGGAAAUUGAGACAGUUAAACAAGCUGAUUUUUUUGUAGUUGUAUGGAAUUUACUUAGGUGUCUCUUCUUUGGGCUUGAUAUGGACAGGAAACGUAGGCCAGACAUGUCCAAAAUACAAUUGUUGUUUACCUUUUUUGCAGCAAAAUAAUGGGCUAACAAGGCAAAAUUUAACUCACAUAAAUAGCUCACUUUCCAACGCUGUGUAUUCAAACGCAGAUAAGCUCGUAAUUAUAAUCUUUAACAUGAACUGAAUUUCAAUGUUUGGACGACCCGAUAACAGGCCCAAAUGCGGUUGUAAAUUUCCCUGCAUUUAAGUCAUCGAAAGCAUGAGUUAUUAUCCUCAAUACUUUGUGUUAAAGUUCAACUAUAUUUAGGGCAAACAAUAAUUCAUAUGAUACACUAGUUACUACUACUUCGUCGUUUCGGUGCAAAAAAGUCCUCAAAAAAUUCGUAGUUGAUGAAAAAAAAAGAAACGGCGAAAAUACAACAGCAGGAAAAACUUCGCUACUUGUCACGCUCGUGCCAGUUCUUUUCCGCAUCACACAUCGAUCAGGGUGACAUCAGCGAGUUGCAUCGCCCUAAGUAUAAGCGCCAUGCCAAAAACAAACGUGACAAAAUGCACAGGGCGUGUGCCCACCUACGACCAGUCGUGUAUAUACAGUUUAGUUUUUGACUAUAACAUUACACUCUUUUCUUUCCCAGGGUAUUCCAGGUCCCGCCGGUAAAAAUGGUAGACAAGGUCGUGACGGAACAUCUGUAAGUUUUUGUUGGCGUUUCUUAAAUCUACGAGAACAAUUGUUUUGGUUAGGUAAUGACUAUUGGUUAGGUAUUAUUAUUAUUAUUAUUAUUAUUAUUAUUAUUAUUAUUAUUAUUAUAAACCGAUAUUUUUGUUUAGGGUAAACCUGGCGUGACUGGUGAGCGAGGUCCAUCUGGUCCUCCUGGACUUGGGGUAAUUAAGAUGAAGUAUUGUUUAAUUAAGGGGCUCAAACUGUGAUCUUUGUUGCGACCUGAUGCGACCAUAUUAGUUUGUUUUAACCUUUUAUAUUUUUAUUGUAGGGCGAGAAAGGUCCUGCUGGUUUCGCUGGUAUGGUUGGUGAUCCUGGUGAUAAGGUAUGGCUUAAUUAUUCACCUCAAGUUGUGUUGAGACUAGUUCCAUUAGCAUGGAAUCACCCAAGUAUGUUUGAAGUUUGAAGCUUGUUUCAGCAUAAUCUUAAAAACUUUCACGUAUAAUCAAAAUAAUUAACGUUAUUUUUCACUUUGGUAACUGCUAGUUGACCCAGUUGACCAUUACCUGCUGCACGGAAGUGAUUGGUGAAAUCUGCCCAUAUAUACUUGAAGAACACUCUGGUUAAAAUUUUACCUGCUUAACCCAGAAAUGACCUUUUUGCUGAUUUUUUAACCUUUGUCUUGCUGUGGACUGGUUAAAUUGACCAGGACUUCCUGGUUAAAUUAAGCAGAUUGUGCUAGAUGGACAAAUAACCAGGGGUUCCUGGGUUAAGAUGUCCUGGUUAAAUAAAAUAACCAGCAAAUUUAACCAGGAAUACACACCUGUGAGAUUGAAUGUUUUCCUCUUUUAUCUUCUGUAGGGUAUCACAGGUGAACUUGGUGUACGUGGAGGCCAAGGACGAACAGGUGAAACGGUAUGUAGUUCUUCUGUAGUAUUGACGAAGCAUAGUCAUACGUCUAUUUAACUGCCAGUCGGCUCGUUUGCCACACUCGUGAGGCAUAGGUCGAUAUGACUCAAAAUACUGUCAGAGUAAAAUGACUACAAUUUAUGUGAAAAUUUACUCAUUUUUUGACUGAAGUAAAUGUUUAUUGCUUCAUUUGACGUCUCGUUGGGGUCAAGGGUAAUAAAGGGUGGCUUUUACAGUAUAUUGUCUCUAUUGUGUGAUAUUGGCUUUUAUUAUAGUUGGAGAACCCAUAAUUAAUUUUUGUGAUUGAAACCCAUAAUUAAUUUUUGCCAUGUUACCAUUGGUUACCAUGUAACCUUAUUUGAACUCAAUUUCUCAUUUUGACAUUAGUUUGUCAGUCGCCAGUGCUUUCGGAUUUUGAAUAUGGCCGAAAUAUUCAGAGCUUCUGCUUAACAUUUUCUAUACACUUUUGCAAGGAUAGCACAUACUGUAUUUAAAUAAAAAUAAAUAGUCGAAAUAUUUCCCUUAAGUAAUGUUGUCUACGUUGGUACUGUAUAUACAGUCAUUGCAAGAUUAUUUGCUAUAAUCGGCCUUCAAAUAAUCGCCACUCAAAUAAUCGCCAUAACCGUGCUCAGCUCAUCUGCAUCUACCAUUUUCCAACAUAUUUGUACAGUACAUGGUGACCUUUCCUAAUAAAUACGACGAAUAUAAUUAAGAUUGUUUCUAUACAUUUUCCUUAAUCUUAUUUUAUUUAUCAUGGAGGCUAUUGGCUGAUUUUUACUCUCAUCUGCAUGUUGUACCUAUUUACGAAGUAUUCAUGUUUUAAUUGCGAUAUUAUUUAGGGAAGAGAUGGCAGAGAGGGAUCACGAGGCGAAACUGGUCCACAAGUAAGUAUAUAUCACUGAAUGAUUAUAUUUUAACACCAAACCCAGUAAUGUCAGGCUAAUAAUACAGCCAGUUGAUACUUUUAGUUAGUUAUUGGCAGGAAAGUGUAAAUUCAAACCAAACCUAACAGAAAAUAUCCCGUUGUUCCAGUUUUCAUUGCUCUUUUUUCAUUGCUCGCUCUAUGAAAGAACGUGAUGGCAAAAAUGGCUCACAGUUAUUGCUUCUUGAAAAGUUAUUGCUUCUCGACGUUUUCUUUCCCACGAUUUGCCCCCUUAUCCCCGUUCCUCGACCGCUCAAAACCGCCAGCUACGCAGGCUACCCAACCAUUUAAAUGUUGCAUUUGGGUCCACAAGAGACCAACCUUUUAUGCGAAUUUUAGUUUUUUACAUGAGCAAUAUUGAACAGGGGACAAGAGAGGUUUUUGGCCUAUGAGACGGUGUUAAUACCCAUCUACAAAAAAACGUUUGCAUCUACAUCGCGAGUGUAGAUGUGCCAAAUCGUGAUAUUUAGCCGAUACACCUUACUAUUGCAUCGCCUCAGCUAUAUAUACAUAAACAUAUGAGGCUUUGGUGGCGCAAUCGUCAGAGAAAGAACCUUCCACCUCUGAGAUCGUGAGUUCGAUUCUCGCUAUGGACUCGUGCGUGACAGUCAUGUGAAAAGAGUCGGUCAACGCCCUACCGAAAGUCGUGGGUUUUCUCCGGGUACUCCGGUUUCCUCCCACAGGGAAUGAUGACAGGGUAACCCAGUGGCGUAACUAGAGCGUUAAUUGGGGGUAUAAUCAUAUAUUCGUGUAAUGCCCAUUGAACUAUAAAUAAACUGGAAGGCUAACUCAGGGGGGGAAAUUGAAGUCAGUGCAUUUUAGUUUUUCUGAGUUAUGAGCAGAAAUACUCAACACUGAACGUUGGGCUAUAUAUCAAAUUGAAGCUAUUGAAAAACGCUAUUUGGUGUAGAAAUUUCAAGACUCUAGCUAAAGGGGAAAUAUUGAAAAACUACAAACAUAAUUACCGAUAAUUUGCCGUUUUGCAGUUGUUUUUGUAUUUUUUAAAUAUUUUUCUUUUCGCUGAAGUCUUGAAAUUUCCACAGCGAAUAGCAAUUUUCAAUAGCUUCAAUUUGAUAUAUAGCCCGACGUUUGGGAUCAAGUAUUUCUGCUCAUAACUCAGAAAAACUAUUUUGGCUUCAUCAAAUCAUAGGCCUUCAUCAUAGCAGUUAGCCUUCCAGUUUAUUUAUAGUUCAAUGGUAAUGCCCGACUAAUUUCUUUUGAAAUGAACUUAAAAAUAAACGUUCUAGUUACGCCUCUGCUUCCACCGUAGCUGUGCUCCGUGGUCAGACAUGAGUUCUAACGUGGCUGCCAUAAGCGCCCUUAGGAAGACGUCGACUCGAUCAGGUUGAGCUGCGUCCCUCCUAAUUCAGCUUAUGAUGUUUCGAGUUUAUUUAAUCUUGGCUGGUCUUACAUUAAAACGUGCAAGUGGAGAAGUCUUGUGAAACCUCAAAUAUCUGGUUAUUUUGUUCGCAGGGUUUACCUGGUUCUCCUGGUAAAGAUGGUUCCGAUGGUGCCGCUGGAGAUCCUGUAAGUUUCCUUUUUUAACUUCUACAGGGUGUAUGAAAAAGUAGACAAUUUUCAAACGGUCUCUCGUGUCUAAACUGAGAAUUGUAAAAGUUGAUGCGAAUAUGUGUAGUUAAUGAUACACCUGUAUGAUUUUUUUAAAUGUGUCACCUUGGAUAGCAAGAUAAAGGCCUCUGAACCGAAUAGAGAGUUUACGAUCUACGACGCGGCCGGCUCAACGACGCGGUCUAAAUUUCAGCUCAAGAAAUGAGCACUAAGCAAUUUGAUUACUAUGAUUUUUUCUGUGUUGGUGUUGUGUACUCAGGUGAAUAUAAUGUUUGUGAUGUUACUCUGAGUGUAUAUCCACACCGGGCGAGCUUGAAAAAUAUGCCCGGCCACUGUGGGAAUCGAACCUACGACCUUUGGAAUACUAUCCCAAUGCUCUGCCAACUGAGCUACGCGGUCAGGACGGUUCGAGUAAGUGGGCUAGUAUUCCAAAGGUCGUAGGUUCGAUUCCCACCGUGGCCGGGCAUAUUUUCCAAGCUCGCCUGGUGUGGAUAUACACACAGAGUUACACACAGAGUAACAUCACAAACAUUAUAUUCACCUGUGUACACAACACCAACACAGAAAAAAUCAUAUUACUGGAUUACAUACUUGGUAUCGAAGGAACUAGAGUCUGUUCCGAAAUAUCACUUACUCGAACCGUCCUGACCGCGUAGCUCAGUUGGCAGAGCAUUGGGCUAGUAUUCCAAAGGUCGUAGGUUCGAUUCCCACAGUGGCCGGGCAUAUUUUUCAAUUUGAUUACUGUAAUAAGUAUUUGACGCUUUUUCAAAUAACCUUACAAACUGCUACGUUCGGCUAAAGCGAUGCAAUGUUUGCUGUAAUUUCGACUUUGAGUAACACCUCUUGGGUCGCAUUAAGCUUUCACGUUGCUUGAAAGACGUGAUAAUGCUUAAGGCUGAUUUCCACUGUUGCGUUUUUCGUACGCACGUACACGCACGUAAAACUUUGAAUGCUUCUAUUUUUUAAAUAUUUUACAAAUAAGUUAACAAAUGCAUACUAAAACUUGCGGAACACUAAAUUCUAAAUUCUAAUUGUCGUGGAUGCGCGCGCGUUAAUUGGAUUCACUUCACUACGUUUGAAAUGACGUGGUUGAUGUGCCGUUUAAUUAUAUUUCAAAUGACGCGAGCCAACAGAUCACGACACUUUUGUAUAUAAAAAGGGCGUGUCAAUUAAACAAGUCACAUAUCAUUAUAGCACUGAUGAAGAUCCUGGCUUACGGAUCGAAAGCUUUGCAGUAAUAAAUUUACGUGGUGUUUCCACAAACAAAACUAUUAUAUGUUUUAUCGCCAUGCAAACAUACACAGAACUUACACUAAAUUACGUUGCUUUGUUUAUUCGGUUAUUUCAUAAGUAACAUUUAAACGGAUUUAAAGUUUUACGUACGUAUGAAAAACGCGACAGUGGAAAUCAGCCUUUAGUUUAACGUUCUGCUGAGCAUGACAACGCCGUUGAGAAUACACCUGGGACCACAAAUUAUUCUCAGUUUUUGUCUUGCAUGACAAAUUUCUUUGUUUUGAAAGCGCGUCGUCGAGCCGGCCGCGUCGUAGAUCGUAAACUCCCUAAUAUCUCGAUCACGAUAACGACGCUCUAUAGGGCGUAUUCUUUUACUGUUUUUCGCAUACGACCGAUAUUUGGGCACAUUCUUCUUGCCACGUAAAAUAUCAUGUUUUGCGAGAAAAAUGGCUUUAAAGCAUUCUGUUUGAAUGCAAUACGGGUACUAUACUUUACCAUUGAUUACAAUGAGCGAAUAGCAGUGAAAUUAUCAGAGUUCCUGGAAAGUCACGGAAUUUGAAUAUUUCAAAACGCGUGCCUGGAAAUUGUGGAAAAUUAGUUUUAUUCAUGAAAAUUGAAAUUUUACAGGAACAAAAUUUUGAUUAUUUACCAUUUAAUAAUCAUGACAAAAAAUAUUGAUAACAGCAAGUAUUUUUGCAUGAAAAAUGUGAAUGGAAUUUUCUUUAUAACCGCGCGUAAAGGUUUCACCGGUGUUUCUAUUGGAUAUUUGACCUUUACCAGUAUUUUGGACAUGAUUUUUUUUUAAAAUUGGCCAUGAAGAGUGAUGGAAAUUCAUGGAAUUUCACGUGGGAUAAGGUGUACGAAUCCACAAUCUUUUGUUAGGACUGACUAAAAAUAUUGUCGGAAUGUCGGCUAACAGUUUCGGCCUUAAAUUACCAAUUUUUUUAAUAUUGCUAUAUAGUUGUUAGUAUUGUAUGUAUCACUAACUCUGACGAAAAUGGUGCAUUUAGGGUGCCACGGGUCGAGAUGGACCUCCCGGUUCCUCUGGUGAGCGUGGUGAGCCUGGUGAGUCUGGUGACGCUGGUUAUACUGGUUUCGAAGGACACAGGGUGAGUAUUUUCAGUUCUUUGUCGUUUGUACUUUUUGCACAAAAUGUCUUCCGAAUAUGUUUGCACAAUGGUCAGUGCAUGCAUGUGCCUGUCGCUUCGGCAACCAAAUUCGUGCAUUGUGCAGUGAUAUGAAUAUAACCUCGCACCAAUGAAGUGAACUUUAUUUACCCAUGGUAGACUCAUCAGGCAGGGCUCGAAGAAGAGAAAGAAUAUGGCCUGCCAGUCUAAAUUUUUUUGGCAGGUGAAAUAAAGUUUAGCCUGCCAUUUUUAUUCAUUGAACUGCCAAAAUGGCGGAUGUCUCGUACGAGUCAUAUUGUAAAAAUCAAUGUUUUCACCAGGGACGCCGGAAUGAUAAAAAGGCAAGGGGGGCAAACGCAUACCAAGGGGCACCUCUAGACCCCGGUGAAGAUAUAAACCUACAAUUAUGUGUUGACUUGCCAAUAUAUGAAAGCAAACGCACUUAAUCAGGUCACAUUCAAGAUCACACCUCAUGAUUUUGCCCAAAAAGCAUCACUGGAAAUGUGAUUUAUCAGGUAGUAUUUUAUAACUCAAAGGGCACUUCUGCCCCCUUGCCCCUCCUAGCAAAAGGCAAGAGGGGCAGCUGCCCCUCCUGCCCCCCCCCCCAGUUCCGGCGUCGCUGGUUUUCACGAUAUGCAUUUUUAUUAUUUUUAAACUUGUCUAUUUUACUACAGUAAACUUGGAUUUACAUUUCAAAUAUAAACGUAUUUAGUCGACUAAAUGAUCUAGUAUAUAUAAGUUGUGCUAAGCAAUUGAAGUGAGAUAUAUCUAUAGAAUAUCAUCUGCCAUUUUUUUCAAAUUUGUUUUUGCCUGCCAUUUCUAAAAUAUGGCCUGCUUUUGGCCAUUGGUAGCCCGCUAUUUCGAGCCCUGUCAUCAGGAUUUACAAGCCCUGUCAUCGGUGGCUGCAUACCUCCACCAGUGAAUUUAAGUUGCUUAUCAUUCAAUUUACUCUGUCUGGCAGAGCAAGACAAACAUUUGCUAAAAUCUUAUGGGUUUUUUUACCGAUUUACAUUUGCGAAGUUUAUAGUAAUCAGUAAUGGUAAGAGUGCGGUUUUCCCACGGGGUUUCAGCGGGGUAAAAAAAUUUUAAAACCACUCAAAGUCUAUUAUUGGAAAACUCGUAGUUUUUCCUGUGUAAAGUGUGAGCCAAACAAGGGGUCCUACUAAUUACUGCCCGAGACUGCCUGGGUAAACAUAACGUUAUGUAUUAUAUGGUAUAAGGCAGUGUGCUCUUGUAUUAAAUCGAAGUACCACUAGUUUUUUUUCAGGUUUUCUACUCACACCACGGCCCUUACUCUGCCUCUCAGUUUGUUAGAAAUGUGCAACGUGAAUGAAGUUAGUUUAGCUUGAUCAAGCUUGUACUGUACGUUGAGUUUUUCCUAUUUUUUUCAUGUUAGGGUAAACAAGGUGACGUGGGUCUUCCUGGCGACACUGGUGAUCCUGGACCAAAGGUAUCUAGGAAUUACCAUUUAUUACGUGUAAACACUAAGGACUGACAUUUGGAUGUUUGAUCUGAGAAGUGCCCACCUUAAGGCCUGACAUAGCGCGCUUAUACACUGCUCUAGACACCCAUAUAGCUGAAAGCUUAAGAGUCCAUUAGAUGCGGCUCAAUAUGAAAAUUCUGCUCAUUAUUGAUGUCAAAAGAAAUUAGUGUUCAGUAUACGUAUGCUUUCUGGAAAUCCUGGAAACCCUGGAUUUUUAUUUGAAUCCUGGAAACUCCUUGAAAAGUUCUGGAAUUUCAAAGUGACUGCUUAAAAGGCCCGGUAAACUAAACUUGUGGGCAAGAUAGUUAAAGUAUUAGCAGUUCUGUUUAGACACGAUUGAUUUCAAAACUUUCUUGCGCAUAGCAUAUCGAUCUUUUUCGAUAGUGAAAUUUACUUGAUAGCGAUUAUUUAUAGUAAAAAGCUUGACUCUCGACUUAUUGGCAAAAUUAUUUUUGUCAUAUUUCAUAUGCCCCUGGAAAACGCCUGCAAAACGAGAGCAGAUAGGUUUAGCUCAACCGCGUCUACGUUGUAGGACUAGACGCCUUCGUCGGUGCUAAAUCAGAUAUAGGUUAACUUAAUUUGAACAGGGCUAACAUAGACAAUAAAUUAUCACAUUUUGCAUCAUGUAUGGAAAAUAGUGUGUUUUAUACAUGUACCCCAGUUUAAAUUUGCUUUGCUGUGUGUAACAUGCUGUCACACAUUCAAUUUUUUUACUUCAAGUUAUAGUAGUAAGGGAGAGUCUGUUCGUACCACCAGGGUGAAAGAAAUUGCUAGUAAAAAGUUAAUUAGCUCACUCACCCCAACCCCAAAUAUUAUUGACUCGCACCAGGGUGAAAGAAAUUGCUAGUAAAAAGUUAAUUAGCUCACUCACCCCAACCCCAAAUAUUAUUGACUCACGUCAAAUCAUCUUAAUAAUUAUCUUGUUUUUAUACAUUUUCUAUCUUGUUUUGUAUGUCAUGAUUACUUGAACCCAAAGUUUGAAUUUUUUAGGGAGCAACUGGUGAAGCAGGCCCACAGGGCGCAGACGGUGAAGAUGGACGUAAUGUGAGUAUUAUAUAUAUAUUACUAGAAAUGCAUGCAUGCAGUAAACCCCUCGCCUUUCUUAACAGAUUAAGGAUAUACAUUUCACGAUUAAAAACAAUGGUAGUUGCUAUGGUAACAUGAAAAUAUUAUGGGAAAUAUUAAAAGAGAUAAUUUUUUAACUAAAGAAUUAUUUAUUUUCAAAAUCUAGAAUGUAGUUUUAUGGCAUUUGGCUCAUCCAUUAUAAUAACUCAAAUUAUAAUUCUGUAAAAUAUUUAAAGUUAUGAAUUUAUGCUUUGAUUUUUAGGGCAAGGCAGGUGAACGCGGACCUCGUGGUGACAGAGGUCUACGCGGCUUGAAGGUAUCGUAUGUUGAAAUAUUUUGUAUUCUUUUGACAAGGUGGUCUAAAGCAACUGUAUUUGAAGAAUGAAUUGUCUCCUACAGAAGCUGCUACCGGUCUUUGAAAUCCUUGAAAGUCUUUAAAUUGGAAUGCAGGUCUUUGAGGUCUUCGAAAAGUCUUUAAAUUGUGUGAAAAAGCGACGAAAGUCUUUAAAAGUCUUUAAAUUCUUUAGUGAGGAAUUGAUUAUACGAUUUCCUAGCUAAUAAAAUAGAUUGAUUGAAUCAAGAUUUUCGCAAAUAUCGACGCAAAUGCGCAUUUUAGGAUGUGAUUUGAAGGGACUAAUUACUGGGUAAAAAUGGUGCUUACACUCGCAAUUUUUCGACAGCUGAUUGCUCCCAAAGGUCUUUGAAAAGUCUUUGAAAAUAGGCAGAAAGAGUCUUUGAAAGUCUUUGAUUUUUUUUUGGUCUUGGAGACUACGAACCCUGUAGAGGGUCCAAGUAAGAGCAGGCAAUGAAUUCCAAAUCAUAAAUGCUACAGGGCACUAUCAUAAUAUUAUUAUACAAUGGACUAAUUACGAAUUCAGUUUAUUCUGCCCAGCAAAGCAAGUCAAACUUUUGCUAAUUUCUUAUCCAGUUUUCAUCCAAAUUUAAUCAAUGUUGUGCAGAUUGUGAAAUCGUUUGAGAUAUUAUGCGGAUUUGUUUUAUUUGAACUGAGCAUUUGAUUGGUUUCCGUUAAUUCAGGGACCAAUCACAGGCUUUGUUUACAAACUGCUGUGUUAAUGUCUGAAAUAUGAAAUCCAAUUUUCAUCCAAAUUUAACCAAAUCGUUGUUGUGCAGCUUGUGAGAUCGUUUGUGAUAUCGUGCGGAUUGGUUUUAUUUGAACUAAGCAUUUGAUUGGUUUCCGUUAAUUUAGGGACCCAUCACGGGCUUUGGUUACAAACCUACUUGUGAAUGGCAUUAUAAACUCCAUAAUCGCAACGAAUUUUGGAACAUUUUAGUCAAACGUUAGCUGCAAUCAAGUGUAGGGUCUUAUUAAUUGCAAUGUUGAAUUUAAACCAGUAAACGUUUUCUUGUCAGAAAAAAACAUUGCAUACCCUUUGUUACCAUUUACGAACUGUCACACUUAUGUUAGGGCAAGCCUUUUCUCACCGAUUUACGGUACACUGUAGUAUAAAAUUCGUUCAUCCUUCAAGUUUUGUUGUUUUAUGAAAUACUGUAUGUGUGAUGAUGUUUGCCGGCUUACAUUGCGCCUCCAUAUUAACUGUGCAUUAAGUUCUUUGUAGGAUCGCAUGGCGAUAAAACAUAUAAUACUUUUUGUUUGUGGAAACACCACGUAAAUUUAUCACUGCAAUAAUAUAAUAAUUUAUAUUACUUGCAGUAGCAUAAAUUUACGUGUUGUUUCCACAAACAAAAAGUAUGAUAACUAUGCAUUGACAUUAGGGACCUUUAGCAAAUAGGUGACGGCAACGCGACGGCAACGCGACGACGACGGCCAAAAUAAACUCGUUCGAAUAAGUAACUUUAAGAUCAACAUUGACAACAACAUGUCUUGUAUUAUCCGUUGUAUGAAUUUAUUGCAAUUUAAGAAGGUUGAGACAGAGGUUUAUAGUUGAGAAGACUUCUACUAAGCCAAUUUGGCGAGGACGAUUUCUCGCGGCUCGAAAGGCAGACGUUGUGUACAAAACGUGAAAAUAUUUGGUUUGCUGUUGUAAACAGAGCAAGGACGACAUCUAAAACUCCCAUGGGACCUUUAAUUAUGCAUUUUCUUUCUACACUGUCAUAAAUUUCAUUGUAUUAAUAGCCGUCGCCGUCCUGCUAGCUAAAGGUCCCUAUUUAUCCUUAUGCAACGGCUGAAGCCAACCUACGUUUUAUUUUUAUUAGGGUGCUCGCGGUAACCGUGGCCCUCAAGGUUCCAAAGGCAUGCAAGGAGAACAGGUAUGAUACAAAAUGAUUUGUAUAGGAGUAAAUAAAUUCGGAAUGUACAUAAAUGAAAUAGAUGGCGUUUGCUGCAUAUAUUUAGUAAAGGACGGCACGUCACACGAAGUUUCCUUUUAUAUGAGUUGAUUUGCUCAUGCUGCUUUGUAGUGGAACUUAUUUAUAGAUAGGCAUUGAAGUUAUUUUGUUUUUGUCCGGAUGUGAAUAGUGCAAGGAUAUCCGGAGCUAAACAACCAAUCAAAUUGCGCGAAAAGCAGUAUCCACCUACCAAGUAUAUGCUAACAUCGAUUAAUCGUGUUGAAAAAAUCUAUACACGUCCACAGUGGUUAAUAGGGAGUUUACGAAUGUAGGACGGCGAUGUCAGGACGACGGCUAAACAAACUGUUUGAAAUAAAUGAUUGUAUGAAAAUCUUGUCUUGUAUUUACUUUUCUAUGAAUUUAAAAAAGUUUCGAACGAGUAAAACAGAGCUUUGACCCUCCAAGCAAUGUUAAUCAACUCUGCUAGAAAAACUACCUGUCACGGCGUGCAUUGCUGGCCUACUAUACAAUACGUGAAAAUAUGCAUUUUGCCGUUGUCAACAGAGCUUGGACGACGUCUAAAACCCCUGUUAGACUUAAUUAUUCAUUUCUUUUGUACUAUAGGAUUAAUGUCAUUGUAUUGAUAGUCGUCAUCCUGACGUCGCCAUCUCACAUUCGUAAAGUCCUUAAUGUCGCUUCCAAGAAAGGAGCAUGUAUUCCAGUUUCUAUUUGACAGCCAAUGGGAGCUCUAAUGGAAGCUUAGGGAUCAGAACAAGUCACGUUUUUGCCAUUUGUUCACAUGGACAAUACCAUCUCCUCUUAUAUUUUUUUUAAUCGGUAAAAACGUCAUUCCGGGAUCAUGCCAACGGCUGUUUUGUUGAUUCGAUUAUUGUUAAGAAUAAUCUAUUCCCAAAAGGCACAAAAAAUAAUCGAUCAAUCGCGUGCAGCUCCAACUGAGUUUUAGUAGCGGAUUGUUUUAGGGUUUCCUGAUUGUAUAAACAAUCUUCACAGUUUAUUUUUUGCCUUUCAGGGUAAAUCUGGUGAGGCUGGCGAAGAGGGUAAAGUUGGAGCGGUGGUAGGUCAUUCUUCAAGCACUUUUUACAAAGAGUUCAGUAUUCUUUAAUACGAGGCUACGAGCUAUCUGUAGUUUUCCAAGAUGAAUUUCCAUGUUGUAUAUAGUUUGUUUUCAAAAACAAUUAUCCGUAUCCGAAACCUGAUGAUGGAUUUACCAAACAGUCCCUAUAGGGAGAAGGAUAUUUUCGAGUUUCGUUUUCAUUUUAUUCAUGCGUAAUUUUCGUGUGCAGUAAUAACCAAUUUGUGUAGUGAUAUAAAGUAUUGGCGAGUGUUUUCCAAAGCAUUGCGCGCUAUAAAAAGCAAUUAAACCCGCCGUUUUCAGUAAUUCAUUUGUAAACUAUUUUGUUUAUUUUGAAAAACACCUUUUUUUAUUCUUAUUGGUUUAUUUGCCCAAAAAAAGAAAGACUGUUAGCUAUUUACAAGAUAUUAAUAAAAUAAAGUCGGCGAGGAGACCUCAAGAAGCUUAGAGCUUGUGUAAAGAGGCCACCUCAUCUCAAAAAUUCAAAGUUAAAUAUUUAAUCUAAUUCAGUAAAGAACUCUUGUCAUAGAUUGCUAAUUCAGUAAAGAACUCUUGUCAUAGAUUGCUUUUAGUGGGCAUUAGGCCUGGUUGUCGUUUUAGUUAAUCCAUAUUGUGUCGUCCAUAAAAUUGGACUGGCGGGCACCAGUAAUCUCUCAACUGAAAAAAAAAACAAUUGCCUAAAGGAUGGAUUGGCUUUUGCAAUUCUUUCUAGAAUUUGAGCCCGCAAUGCAAUAGUGUGACACUAAUACAUUAACCUAAGGAAUGUGUAGUGAUUUAUAAAUGAUGUUUUAUUUGCGGGUUGAAUCUGUACUUAUUUGUUGUGUAUACCAAGCCUUUGCUUUUGAUUUAGGGUGAACAAGGGGCUCCUGGAACACCUGGUCCUCAAGGUCCAAGGGUAAGCAUAGCUACUGUGUAACGUGUUUCGUGCUUUGUGACACUAGCCAUUCCAUGUCUUGUAAAGCCAAAAACAGCAUGAAAUAUUGUUACAAUGGGCCGGUUGUAUCAAACUCUUUAACUAUCCCUUAACCACGUGAUCAAAUCGGUUGUAUAAAAAUGUAGUUAGGGUAAACUGCAUUUAAAACGUAUGGUUAACGUAUGCCUUGGAUAUUAUUAACCCUUGGUAUUUGGACGAGAACUAGGAAUUCAAAGAUAACCUCCUCAGAAUUCAGAGAAAUUCCGUCUCCUAACUUUACUGAUUAUCUGUUUUGUAUGUAUAGGGUAAGAACGGAAAACAAGGAGCUAAAGGCGAGCGUGGGCAAGACGGAGAGCAGGUAGGAAAAUGUUAAUUCGAUGGCCAAAGGCAGCGUUACGCAAUGCUUAAUAUAGAAAUGAUGGGGUAAUGAGGGAUAAUGUGCAGAGAGUUUUCAUUAUUGCCACGCCCCACUAACCACCUCUCAAUCUACUGAAUAUUGCGUAAAUUUCGCCCUGUUAUCCACCGAGUUACUUGCAAAGAUGGCAAGGAAUUGAAAAGUGUUAUUUUCCCUGGCUGAUUUACAGAUUUUAUUGAAAAAACAAGCUUACAAUUGACAUUUGCAUUAAAAUUUACAUAUAUAGUUAAUGAAGAGAAAAAUAAAUUUGUAUAGAGAGUGAGUCUUGUGCCGUGUUCAAAGUAGCUGAAAGUUUUCGAGUUGGCACUGCCUACAAUUUAUAAUGAAUUUUAAAAAUUGGGUCCUAGAAAUUUUAGCUGAGGAACGAAAGAAGUGGAACGUAUUUUCUCACCCACCGCUGAGACUGUUUAAUAGCGACCUCGAGCAUGUAGGACGGGAAUGCGACAGCAAACAAACUCGUUGCUGAUUGCUGAAGAAAACUUGUCGUCAAUUAUCCAUCGUAUGAAAAAUAAUACAGUUUAAGGAUUGAGGUUAACACAGGGUUUGAUUGAGAAAAGUUCUAGGACCCAAUUGAAAGUAGCAGUUGUCCCAACUUGAAAUGUAAGCGUUGUAUACAAGACGUGAUGAUUUUGCCGUUGGAAACAGAGCGACGGCAACGUGUAAAACUUGUGUGGGAUUUUAAUUGUUCAUUUCUGCUCAUUUUCGUAUAUUAAUAUUCUAUUAUUAGCCGACCUCGUUGUACUAUCGUCCAGCUUGUUGAGGUUCAUAACAGUAGUUCUUUGCAAUUUUGAAAGUGUAAAAUUUAAGGCCGUUUCUUGUUCUGUCCCCGUACUAGAUUAAGCCUUGCCUAAGUUCGCUAAUAAGUGGGUGAUGCGGGUUUCGCAAACACAUUGUGCUGUUGCGUCCGUCAUUGCUUGACUAAAUACACCCGCCCACCCUGCCCUUUUUUUAAGACUUCAAGAUUACCGACUGGCCAUGAAAUGGACAAAAGACUGAACUUUGCUAUUUCUUAGAUUUAUUGUUAGUUAGAUUGUAUGUAGUUGCAGUAACCACUGCACAGUUGUAUUAGCUGUAAAUUAUUAAUUGCGGCGGAUGGCAGCAGUGCGGCUCCGAAUGGUGUGUGAGAACGCUAUCUAAUGCAAUUUUACUCUACAUUGUUGGAAAUGAACUUUUUAUUGUCUAUGCAUGACAAUCUCAAGCCUUAAUGCUUGGCGUUUGAGUCUGGCGGUUCAACGCUUCGUAGGGCUCAGGAUAAUCUACAGACGGCAAAAUGAAAACGAGAAUUAACUAGAAGAUUGGUUAGCGGAUGAGUUAAGCAGUUGGCAAUUUGUUUUUAGGGUCCAAUAGGUGUACCUGGACCAGAUGGUCCCCAGGGUCGACAAGGUCCUGUCGGAAUCAGUGGUCGUCCUGGAACUCCUGGUUCUAAUGGAAGAAAGGGUGAACAGGUAAUAUCAAUACAGCUGUCAAACAUUUUAAAAAUAGAAAGCACUUUCUGUGUUUCUAUGCACUUAUGAAAUAAUGAGUGGAAAAGCUACCCCGAAGGACGAGUUUUUCCACGUUAUUUCGCUGUAUAGAAACACAGGAAAAAGUGUUCUCUAUUUCUUUUAUAAGAUAUCUCAAGAAAUGUUUUGUAGCCACUUUUAUAGCGAUUAAUUUAAAAAUUCUUAUUACCCCCAGCAUAAAAUCCACUCGCUCGGUUGUCCGGCGUUUACUCGUCAAUUUGAGUAUACAAUAGUUAAGUUCUUAAUUCACUACCUACACUUGGAAUUCCCUUUAGAAUGACCUGUGGGUCGAGGGUAGGGACUAGUAAUCGGGACAUCUGAAUUUGUUAGUGAAGGGGCCAUCAAAUAAAAUGGACCUAACUGGGAGGUCAUGUAUAUUUUUGUACUUUUUAGCCUCGAUAGCCUAAAACACUAUUCUUCACUAAGUCAUUCUUCUCUUUUUUGCUUAUAUUUAAAUGGAAGCGACCUUUAUUUGGGGGGCGGGGCAUAGUUUAUUGGAUGGACGAACCCUGGAGUUGGAAGGGCUUGUCCCUCUCAGUUUAUAUGUUAAAAGAGGCCCUGUGUUCAUUAGAAUGGGUGGUAAGAAAAGAGUAGGCACCUCUAGUGGUUUGAGGGGUUUUCUGCAAAACUCCUGUUUUCCACCAUACCCCUUCCACCAUAGCUAUGGUCUGUGAUCAGGCAUUAAUGACAGCCAAAGGCGCCGUAGAAACCUUCGACUCUUUGUUAUAAGGAGGAAUAAAUUAGCACCCUCCUUCACUUGUAGAUCCGUCCUAAAUAAUAUCUACAUUAAAUAAACUACGGUAAACAAGCUGUUGAGGUCUCCUUUCAAUUUAGCUCGACUAUCAUCUCACUAUAUAGUCUGUAUUUUUAGGGACCACGCGGUUAUGACGGUGAAAAUGGUAAUGAUGGUGCGGAAGGCCAAAACGUAAGAAAUUAUUUGCGAGAAACAAUCGCCUAACUUCAAGUUUAAAUCAAAACAAUGAAUGACUGCAUCGCAUAGAAGACAGUGGGAUUUUCGGACCAUGAAAAGGCAGUGUAACAUUUCGAUCACUGGAUCGUAGAUAGCAGUACUGUAAAAACUCGCAUACAAGAACCACCAGGCUCAAAUAUAAAAAAUACAAGAACUACUUCAGGCUAACAAAUGAGUCUGGUUUUAAAACAAAUAAAACGUUAACUUUUGUUCUUUAUCUGAAGCACAAUUGUACAUGUUUAAAAAGGCAGAUAUAAACUUGAUAUGUUAAUCUGUUGGGAAAACACUAAACCAGGAACAAUUUUUUUUACUAGAAAUAUGAACCGGUUAAAAACCAACUCGGCUUAAUUUCUCAAUAAGUACCACUGCAGUUUGACAUAAAAAAAUUCGGUUCUUUUAUGCGGGUCUUACUGUUACUCAAUGUGUUGUGCGAAGGUCCAUUAAUGUGUAUACUGUAUUAUGUUGUUUUCUAGGGAGCUGAUGGCGAUCCUGGUGUUGAUGGUCCUCAAGGUCCACCAGGACCCAAGGUAAAAUCAAUAAUAUAUAUGAGGUAUAUGUUAGCGAAUCAUACCUGCGCGCAGGCCUUUUUAGUAUUAAAGUUUGUGUUCAUACCGAUUCUGUGAUUUACUAAUGAACCUCCGGUCAAACGAAUACGAGAGGUGAUGAGUGUUCAGAACCGACAGUUUACAUUACGUUUCGCAACUGCCAUACCCCAGUCAAACGAGAACAAACGUUGCGUGAAAAUUGACGAGACUUGUGGACUGGAUACUACUGGUCAAACUAGAAAAACUCGUAUGAACAGUAUUUGAACCUGCUCAAAGUUGAUGAGAUCAUGAGGGUACAUGAAAGUCAAUUAGAGUUUGGCAGUCAAACGCGUGCGAGAUUUGGAACUCUCAUCAACUCUUGUCAAUUCUCAUCCUCUUUCAUCGGGCCUUUAGAUUUCAUUACAUUGUAUAAGUGAUCGAAUUUUGGCAUGCUGGUAACAUUACUGUCUAUACUUGCUUGCUUGCUUGCUUCCUUUGCUUGCUUCCUUUGCUUGCUUGUUUGCUUGUUUGUUUGUUUGUUUGUUUGUUUGUUUGUUUGUUUGUUUGUUUGUUUGUUUGUUUGUUUGUUUGUUUGUUUGUUUGUUUGUUUGUUUGUUUGUUUGUUUGUUUGUUUGUUUGUGAGUUUGUUUGUGAGCUAGACUAGGUGAGCUAGACUAAUAGAAUAACUACAGCAUUUUCUUUCUUAUCUAGGGUUUCAAAGGUGCCGCUGGUUCACCCGGUGAAAACGGCGAUCCUGGAUACCCGGUAUGAUAAUAAUUUUCAAUGUCUGAUUUGUGGUUUAGACUUUAUGGUGGCGUCCUAAACACACCUGGGUAAUGGCAAGGGUAUUGAAAUCUGUAAAACUAGAGACCUUAAGAUUGACGUUAGCAAUCAGACCGUUGACCGCAAACGGCAAAUACUGUAAAUUAAAAAUAAUGUAGCUAAAAGUCCAAAGUUGAUGAAAUCGUUCAAACGUAUAUUGAUGGUUCCCUUGACCAGUUUGAUGCAGAAAGUAUGAAGUGAUAAGAGCCCUGUGCACUGUGAAAAUGUAAGAGUCAUGUGCACUGUAAAGACUGAAGUCAAGGCUAAUUUUACAGUAUGUAUCUUGUUUAUGAACCCCCCUGCACAAACAUGAACAACAAAACUGCCUGGUCAAGCGACUUAAUUUUAAGUUUUUUUGUAGCUUUUCAUGUCGAUAGUAUAAUUUGUGGAAACAGCGCGUAUAUUUAUUAUCCAAGACUAAAAUCAAACCUAACUGUCCUUGGCUAUAUUGUUUACCGUAUGUUUGCCUUCCUCUCCUGGUGAGGGUGCUUACUUCCUAACCGUGAGGCGAAUUUCCUAAACGGGAAGCGAAUUUCCAGGCGCUGAUCAUUCGCGAAACGCGCCCAAAACGUCCAUCGAUAAUUUGGUUAACUUUAUCGAGAAUAGCCUGUUUACAGUUAUAUUUGAAAUCGGAAAAUGCGGUUUUCGAACAGACCCUAUCGACCAUCGUGAUAUGACAUUGAAGGAAUACAAUUGAACAUAUGUUCAUCCAUUGCCUUGUAGGGCGAUGCAGGAGCUGAAGGACCCAAGGGACCAACUGGUGAUCCUGGACAAGCUGUAAGUAACAUGGCUUAUCUGACCUGGGGCGGGGGUCGAAUAGAAUAUUAUUUAUUACAUUUACAAGUGACCAAUUACAAGGUUUUGGAACGCUGUUGAAAAGUGCUCUUCGAGCUUUUGCUUCUUAGCAACCCCCAAACUUUAUCUUCUCAAUUUUGGAAGAAUUACACAUGUUGCCUUCGUAAAGGAGUGGGAGGAAACAUUGUUUUUAAGUGUUAAGUGACACCUUUGUCAUUAGUAUUGGAAUCCUAGCUCGACAACUGCCUCUCUGUAGCUCAGUUGGUUAGAGCACUGCACCGGAAUCGCAGGUUCGAACUCUGCCAGAGGGCCGAUAGGUACAUUCCUCGCAACUGUUCGUGGUUAGAUCUAAUAAAUGUAUAAAAAUUCCACACGAAGUUUUCAUCUACCCUUCAACAAUAUCCUAGAAUCCUUUCGGGAGAUGUUAAUGUAUAUCAAAUUUAAAUUUGAUUUUUCUUGCGCAAUAUGUGAAGUAAUUGACUUUUUAAUAGGGACCAGUCGGUAGUGCGGGAGCCAAGGGUGGUACUGGAUCUGAUGGCGAUCAGGUGAGUUUUCUGUAAACAUCUUUUGUUCACGUUUCCAUUGCAGUGAAUUGAGAUGUUCUGGACGAACAUGGUCGUCCUUAUGAUCGUCUUCACGUGGUUUUAUUUGCUCCGUUUUGCUCAGGAUUUUACUGUUCUCCCAAGCAUGCUUGUAUUAUAUUGUGUUCCACAGUAUUCUACAGGGAAUGUUGACAGGGCUGGUUUGGAUUAUCCCCUUAACUGACCAUUUCACCGUUGCUCAAACAUGAGUCAUAAGGUGGCAACCAGGAUAGCUCUUAUAGAAAGCCUCCGACCUGUGUCGUACCGUAUCUCUCUCCUCCGCAGAGGCUUUAGUUUUCUUAGGAUUUAACAUUUCGAUGAGAUACAUUUCACUACACUUUACAUGGCGGAUCUUGGAACACGAGCGUAAUUAAAGCCUCCGCGGAAGAGAGAGGUACCGUAUUGUGUUAUAGUAUACAAAUAAUUAAUGUUUAAAGUGCAUAUGGCAUGAAAUUUAUUAUUUUCUUAAAUGAAAGAACUCUUUAAGCUGUAGUGUAACUUAUAUUUCAGUUUCUUGUUUUUUUUUUGGUUUGUUCCCGAGAUAUUUCAAUUUGUUUGAUAUGUAAAUGAGUGUGAAUAUGUCCGCUAAUUUAUGACGUCACGUUGGUUGCAAGCUCAACUUACACUGGCUAUAAAUAUAUUAACUCUAAAAACUGAAAAUAUCAGUUCACGUUUUUCUCCAGUGUUUCAUCACAUUUACCAGUGAGGGAAAUUUGAAGUUAUCAUCUUGAUAGCAGUGAUAUUCAAUCAUUUUCAGGAGCUUGCAACCAAAGUGACGUCAUAAAUUAGCGGACAUAUUCACUCUCAUUUACAUGUCAAAUUGAAAUAUCUCGGGAACAAACCAUAAAAACAAGAAACUGAAAUAUAAGUUACACUACAGCUUAAAAAGUUCUUUCAUUUAAGAAAAUAAUACAUUUUAUGUCAUAUGCACUUUAAAGAUUCCAUCUUUCACCGAAUGAAAAUCGUUUUACUAUUGCACGAAUUAAAGCAUUCAUUAUUUGUUUUAUAUCACACCAAAAAAUACUGAAAAUAGAUACAUUUUAUCGAAUUUUAAAGUGAAUUAAGUACAAAACUAAUCAUACCUUGCUCAAAAAGAAUUAGAUAUGACAAUGGUAGUCAUUUAUCGUGAAAAUAUCGUAUUUUUACACCCAACAUUUUGCUUCGCACGAUUUAUGUACUUGAAUUCAAUUCCAACGGUCUCCGUAUGGAAGUUAUUUUUAGAUGAGUUACUAUCACGAUACGAAUAGGAUUUUGAAUGAUUGCAUUUAAUUCAACCUUACCGUGCAAUAGUACAAGUACUAAGUUCUUUGAUGAUAAAAGAUAUAAUAGUUUGUUUGUGGAAACGCCACGUAAAUUUAUUACUGCAAAGCUAGUACAAGUACUAUUGCACGGUAGCAAAAUGGGAAUUUUAAUUCCAUAUCACGUGAUUAUAAUAGGCCAAUUAAGUUACUAGAAAAUUAAUCAAGUGUUAUAUAAUUUCCUCUGUAUUGUCGCUUAUACUACGUGAUCGCAAACUGUACGUCAUUUUUUAGGGCGCACGCGGUGGUCGAGGGGAGAUCGGCGACGUUGGUGUUGGUGGUUUGAAGGUAUGUGAUAAUACUGAUUAAUUAUCAAUAGUUGUGUUUACUAGGGAUGGGCCGAUAUCGAUACCAAAUACUCGAUACUGUCGAUACCAGGGUUUUGAAGAAAAGUAUCGAUACUGGCAAGAAAUAUCGAUGUUUCGAUAUUUCUGCGCCCGCGAUAUUUUUCAUUUUGGUCAGCGACAUCAUCAUGAAAAUGAUACCAAAAAGCCUAAAUAGGCGUAAAUAGUUCAUUUUCUAUGGUGCUAUAAUUGUCCACGGGAAGGAUGGGAGUUUCUGGUUAUGUUGGUUGCAAUCACUGACAUAUGUUAUUCAAUGUUUAUAUUGUUAGCGUUGUGGCCGUUGUUAAUAUUUCAAGUUGGGAAAAUAUGGCAAAAAAACGGCAAAUAUCGAGCAAAUAUCGUAUCGAAUGAAAAAUCUGGUAUCGCCCAUCCCUAGUGUUUACUAGAUGACUGAGCAUGUCGCUUGACUACAUCAAUCUAAACGAAUUUAUGGAAUUACAUCUACCAUGUUGAUUUUGAACUUAGCAAUUCAGGAGUUUUCAUAUAAGAACAUUCGGUGCUCAAAACAAUGUAAGCUUUUGGGAGUGUACGUUCACGUUGGUGACGUAUCGGUUGGUACAUCUAUUCAGAAAGAACACCUAUAACCAAUCAGAGAGCUUUAAUACAAUCAUCCAAUAAGGAAACAGAGUCCGGAUCUGAUCUCAAACUGAUUGGCGCGGCUCAAUGAAUCAAUUGCCGCUUUCAACCAUGCAGAGGUUUAUUUUUCCUCUCCUCUCCCCUACCCAAUGAAAAUAAUAAAAAAUAAACCUCUGGUACCAGGGUGCUUUUAAGCUAGUUUUCCACUUCGAUCGUAACGUAUCGUAGCAUUUUCUUUUGUGUCGAAGUAAUUAGUUCCACUCUAGUACCCAGGAAACAAAGAAAUACGCUUCGCUGCGAUUGAAGUGGAAAACAGGCUUAAAACAUCGAUUUGACGUCGAAAAUGCAACCUGGAAACGACGUCGACAUCUAGACGUUGAAACGACGUCGAUUUCUGGACGUUGAAACGACGUCGAUUUCUGGACGUUGGAACGACGUCGAUUUCUAGACGUUGAAACGACGUCGAUAUCUAGACAUUGAAACGACGUCGAUAUCUAGACGUUGUAACGACGUCGAUUUCUAGACGCUGCAACGACGUCGAUUUCUCAACGUCGAUUCCGUUUGCGUUUUCAACCCUUUUUCGACGUCGAUUCGACGUCAUCCUCCGACGCUGUUUCGACGUCGCUUUGCCGGCUGGGCUGUUUCUUUAUCCGGUUACAACUAUAUGUUUCGUCUCUCUUGUUCUUCAUAAUAUUUUACGGGUACAGCUGUGCUGAUGUUAUCUGUCUAAAUUUGUCGUCUCCACGUUUCUUUAGGGCGCAAGGGGCAGCAAGGGCCCGAAGGGUCAAACUGGUCAAAGUGGUGAUGUUGUAAGUAUAUCCCUCACGUUUCUACCUAGAGUUUCUACCUUGCAUUAUUUUCCACGAUCGGAAAUUGCAGUCACAAAUUGACACCCAAGACGAGCUAGUUCAGUGGAUUGUACGGCUUAUUGACCGAGCGUGAGGUCUGUACUGUGAAAUAUCAGACCGAGGUUUUUUAGUAUGGACCGAGGUCUGAUAUUUCACAGUACAGACCGAACAAGCGAGGUCAAUAAUCGGUUUAUUAUAUGGCUGAACUGAGUCCGUGAGCAUAUGCUUUUCGCGCGAAUUAAAUCGGCUAUCGUCAGUUUCACAAUGUACGGUAGGCAUGCAUGCUCAAUCGAAAACAAUUUGGUUUUGUUUGAAAUUUUUAUCUGUAAAUUUUAAUGACACACAAUUGGAAAACUGAAAGGCAAAAAGUAUUUCUGUUUGCAAAGCAAAAAUUUCCCGCCAGAUAAGCGACAUCUGGGACACAGGUCCAGAUGUGGAAAAUACAGAACACUGUCCAGAUAUGGGUUUUUACGGACCUAAAAUAUUUUUGGCGUUCCCUUUGUUUUAGCUUUAUUUUGUAGUUUAUAUUCUGGCGGUUGAGAAACACAAAAUAGUAGUUAAAUAUUGUCAAUUUAAAUACAAUUAUCAUUACUGUAAAACUGACGCCAUAUUUAUAUACAGCAAUAUAAGCAAACUUACUGGACAGAUAAAUCACUAAACAUACUUUUAAAGUUUGUUUGCCGCUGACAAACGUAUCAGAAAUUUUAAAAAUUCAAUAUAGUCAUAACCAAGUGGAAAAAGCGAAGCUCCGACUCCAGCACAUAGCACUAAUUUCCGGUUGUGCCGUGAAAAACGGUGUUUCCAAAUUUCCAUGACGUUAUCCUGUGUUGCAGCAGUAAUUGUGAUUAAAUAGUGUUUCCACUUUUCUGUUUCUAGGGUCCGACUGGUAAACCUGGUUCUCCUGGUGCCCCCGGACCCCCAGGUGUUCAGGUAAAUAGAUUACUUCAGUUUUGGUGAGGGGGGGGGGGGAGAAGGUGGAUGACAGCGCGAAACCUAUACGUAAAAGUAGGAAUUGGAGAUGAGAACAAUUUUAGAAAUUAUAGCUAGUGACGUCAUGAAUAUUUUUCCUUAGUUAUAAUAAUUGGUCGUAAUCGCUUGUUACUUCUUAAUGAAGCAAAGACAACUUUAUUGAACCUAAUGUUAUUUCAGGGUACAAGUGGUGAUACGGGUCCAAAGGGUCUUGUUGGAGGCGACGGUGAAAAGGUUAGUUCGUUAUGAGAUUGAGAAUAAACAAAGUAACAACAAGUGCGACAAUACAAAACAAAAGCUCUUCCCUUGAACAAAUGUGUGCAUGUUAUAGAUACUCAGACUUUUCCAUUGAAACAUGUGUCAUUGCCCAGAUGUUUGUUUUUGUCUUUGAAAAAUUAACUACAGGAUACUGAUGGCGAACAAUAGAGGACAAUUGCUAGGACAAUUUUAAAAGAAUAACGUUUACAUACUUGUAAUCUUGAAUAGACCUUUCCCCUUAUGAGUGAAAUUUUGAAACUUCGUAAUAUUACUAAUUUUGUGAUGCUCUUUCCAGUCCAGUUUUUGUCCAGGCAUAUCUAGAUCAAAAUUUCUCUCAUAAGGGGAGAGGUCUAUUCACUCGUUCGUUACCACAUGUGUCAGUUUAGUGGACGCAAACGUUCACAGCUUAUAUAUAUAUAUAUAUGAAACUGAUUUUAAAAAAGAAUGCAAAUGAAUAUUCUAAUGUUAAGCCCGCAAGAAUUGUUGGAAUAAGUGGACAAAAUACACCUGUGACGUCAAUUGGAAUACAUGCCAUUGAUUUUGUAAUUGUCAGAAAAUGUGCAAAUUUUGAAGUGAAGUGAAGGGAAUGUUAAUUCUGCUAAAUGAAUGCCAUAAAUUGGGUAAAUGGCAACAUUCGUUCUUAUUUUAACCCAGUGCAGGAUUGCAGGAUAUUUGGUAUUCUAUUUAUAUAUAUAUAUAUAUAUAUAUAUAUAUAUAUAUAUAUAUAUAUAUAUAUAUAUAUAUAUAUAUAUAUAUAUAUAUAUAUAUAUAUAUAUAUAUAUAUAUAUAUAUAUAUAUAUAUAUAUAUAUAUAUAUAUAUAUAUAUAUAUAUAUAUAUAUAUACCGAAGUAUAGAGCUAAUAUAGAUAAAGAUAAAAUAAACCUGGUUUACUUCAUAAAUAAAUAAAUCUUAUGAAGUAAAUAAAUCUUGUGAAUAAAUCUUAUGAAGUAAACCAGGUUUAUUUUAUCUUUAUAUAUAUAUAUAUAUAUAUAUAUAUAUAUAUAUAUAUAUAUAUAUAUAUAUAUAUAUAUAUAUAUAUAUAUAUAUUUUUAUAUAUAUAUAUAUAUAUAUAUAUAUAUUUUUAUAUAUAUAUAUAUAUAUAUAUUUCCAAACGAGUUUUCACACGAGUAAAUUCAUCAUUGUUAUCUAACCUAAUUUGUCACGGACCUACUUAAGAUUGAAAGCAAUCCAUGAAAGUGACAUUAGACACCUCUGAACGAUACUACUGUCGGACUGAAUGUGGCAUAAACGUCGGUAUUUUUAACAUUUAAUACAUGGCAUUAUAUUUAUACUUUCUAAAACUGUUAGUGCCGAAGUAUUCUAUGAGGCGACAGUGACUUUCGGAAGAAAGAGGAACGACAACCAUUUUUGGAAUCGGUCUGUAACUUGAAAAUCCUGGAAUUCCUAGAAUUUUAAGAAAAAAGUAAAUCAAUGUCUGGAUUAGUGCAAUGUCCUUAAAACUCCUGGAAUUUCUUUCUAGAUGUGCUGAUACCAAUUGAACAUUAUUUAGACUAUUGAUCUUGAAUGAAUAGUAGUGUUUCAAAAAAGCAAAAUCCGUGGUAUUCUCCAAAGAUUUAUAUCAAUAGGUUCUUGAAUAUACUGAAAAACGAAUUUCCUCUUCUCUAAUGGGUGGAAACCCUGAUAACUGCUAAUGUAAUGGCCCAGUGGGGACAAUAAGCCAGUAGCAGAAUUCGCAUUAAACCGGUUGGCUAAUCAUCUUUUGCAUUAUACUUAGUAUAUUGUUUGUUAUUUUAGGGUCCAGAAGGUGCGAUAGGUUACCCUGGUUCUGAUGGUGCUAGUGGUCCCGCUGGACAAGAUGGUACCCCUGGUAACGAUGGUCCAAAUGGUGCUACUGGUGAUAAGGUAUGGAGCUAUGUUAACAGGCGGUCCCUGCAGGUACAUUAAAAAGGUUGGCUAAAAUGCAAAAUGCUAUUAAUCCCUUCUAAACAUCGACCAUUUGCUGAAUAUGUGUCGUAUAUAAGUGCCUCGUUCAAUAAUGUGGGUCAAAUUCGGAUAAUAAAUAACUCCUGUGUUCUUGCGAUUCAAUCUUUAAACUGGAGUUUUAAUAUAUUUUCUAAUGAUUCCUAAGUUUCUUUGUGUGUUUAACAAAAAAAGUGGACGGGCAUCCGGACAGUUCUAACCACUGAACUAUAUAUAUAAGAAAAUGUACUGCAAAAUCUCUGAAUAUUUUAGGGGCCAUUCACAAAGGAUGUCCGGCUAAAUGAUGGAUUUUCAGACCCCCCCUCCCCCCCUUGUCCGGCAUUGUCCGAAUUAGUGACCCCCCGGACAUCCGCCAUGCCUCGCAAAAACUCACGCAACCUUUUAUAUAUAUCAAGAGUAAAAAACUUUUUUUUACUUAGAACUUUUUUACAACUAUAAAUGUGAACACAAAAACAUAUAAAUUACUAAUUAAAACAAAAUCUAGUGUUAACCGCAUAGUCAAAAUACCAAUUUCACAAUGGGAAGGACUGCUCAAAAUAGAGGGGAAAAAAAAUUGUUUUUGAAUUUUUUUAAAUUUCGGACAUCCGGAUUGCUAAAAAAAAAACCUCCCCCCCUAUGUCCGAGUUUGUCCUGAUUUUCCAAACCCCCCCUCCCCCCCUCGGCUCGGACAUCCUUUGUGAAUGGCCCCUUACUAAUAUAUUUUUGGCGGACGGAAAAUUUUCAUGUUUGAGCCUACGUUCUUAUCAAUAUCGGUCAUUACCAUUGGAAAAACGAACCAAAUAUGGUCCCGGUCACUUGGCGUUGCGUCAGGAGCCAUCCUGUUUUUACGACACUUUGUCCAGUAGAAUUACAAACCGCUUUUAGGCCCGCUUGCAGGUGGGAUUUUAGAUGGAUUUUCUUCUUCUGCUGGAUGUGAACGAGUGGAUGUGUUAUGAAUGCUCAGAUGAGGGUACGUCAUUGAACUAUAAAUAAACUGGAAGGCUAACUCAGGGGGGGGGGAAUUGAAGCCAGUGCAUUUUAGUUUUUCUGAGUUAUGAGCAGAAAUACUCAACACUGAACGUUGGGCUAUAUAUCAAAUUGAAGCUAUUGAAAAACGCUAUUUGGUGUAGAAAUUUCAAGACUUUAGCUAAAAGGGAAAUAUUAAAAAAUUACAAACAUAAUUACCGAUAAUUUGCCGUUUUGCAGUUGUUUUUGUAUUUUUUAAAUAUUUUUCUUUUCGCUGAAGUCUUGAAAUUUCCACACCGAAUAGCAAUUUUCAAUAGCUUCACUUUGAUAUAUAGCCCGACGUUUGGGGUCAAGUAUUUCUGCUCAUAACUCAGAAAAACUAUUUUGGCUUCAUCAAAUCAUAGGCCUUCAUCAUAGCAGUUAGCCUUCCAGUUUAUUUAUAGUUCAAUGGGGUACGUAUACUCAGAACAUUCAUAACCCAUCUACUCUUUCCCAUGUGUCAGAAGACGAAAAUCGGCUUAGAAAUCAAAGCAAAAAUUAUAGGUGUAAAUGGGCAUUUACUGUAGCCAGAACUUGCAAUAGAGGCCAUAACAUAGUCGUUAGUGCAUGUGCAAGGCGUCGGUUUUGCAUUGUGAAAAAAUGUGAGAAAAUCUUUAAAUCAACAUUUCUUUUAUAUUAAUGUAUGAAUUCUUGUUUCUUAGGGUCCCCAAGGUCCCCCAGGCCCUAAUGGUGAAGCUGGUCCAUCUGGAGAGCGGGUAAGUUACUGUUGCUUAUACAUGUAAUAAAAUUAAAUAUUUCUCAAAAAUUAAAAAAAACACGUUUUCAACUGUAUAAAUUUUAUCUUCUAUACUAUGUGAUAUCUUUCUCCACCCGUUAGCGUAUUUUUACGUUAGUGUAUUUUUCGCGAUAAUGGGGGCGGGGGGGGGGGGGGGGGGGGGGGGGGGGGGCAAUAUUCAUAUAUUCGUGUUCACAGACCUUAAAAACAAUUGACUUCAAAAGAAAUUAAUGAUGCAGAACACGAAUAUAUGAAUAUUGCCCCUCCCCCUCCCAAUUAUCGAGUUUGCUACGCCACUGAGUUCGACCUCUGAAAACUCGACAUUGAAAGAUUUUUAGAACAAACCGAAUAUAUGUAGUAAAAGUCUAGAAAAUACAUAAAUUCUCGCUUCCAGAUAGUUCGAGGUAUAUUGUCAAUCGUAUGAAUUUAAUACAGUUUUAGAAGUUAAAGAUAUGGGUUUUAAGGCCCUGUUACACUAUUGCGUAUCGUACUAGCGUAUGCCAGCAUAUUAAAAAUAUCACUCAUACGCCGGUAUACGCUCACAUACGCUAGGGGUACGUUAGGCAUAGGUUGUAUACAUUUCAAGCACGGUCGCAUACAGUGUCAUACGCUGGCAUACGGCGAGGCAGAAUUUUUUUUUUAAGCAUAUUCAAAAAUUUUGUGCGUAUCGGACGUAUGGCUUUAUACGAUAAGCAUACUCUAGGCACACGCUGAAUACGCUAGAGGUACGCCAGAUGUACGGUACUCAUACGCUGGCAUUUCAAAGGAUUUUUGUGCGUAUUAAAAUGAUUUCAUUAAUUUUCAUACGCUUCUCAUACGUUUCUCUCGUACGCAAUAGUGUGACAGGGCCUUUAUGGUUGGGAAGAGUUCUGCUAAACCCAGUUUGAAGUUGCACUUGAUGCGGCUUGGAAUGCGGCCGUUGUAUCAAGACGUGAAAUUAUGUGAUUUGGCGUUGUAAACAUAGCGAGGACAAUGUCUAAAUUAUUCAUGUAUUGUAAUUACUCAAUUCUUUUCAAUGAUCUAUUGUAUUGGUAGCCGUUGUCGUCCUAAAAUCGUAAGGUCUCUAUUACUGGCAAUCACGGCCAGACAUUUAAAUUACGUUUCACGAGACGAAAGUUCGUCAUUUCACAUUUCACGAUUGCAAAUAUUGGCAAUUAACAAAUACCUGAGCAUCCCAUUAUAACUUUUCUUCGGCCCCACACCAUUUUAAAUAAUUUUGUCAUUUGUAUUCUUUUUGGCAGAAAUAAAUCGUCUUCUCAUAUGCUAAUUUAUAUUUCUUCUGCUUUGGCUAUAGGGUCAACUAGGUCCUCAAGGUAUGACUGGAGAAGUUGGGCUAGCUGGUCCUCAGGUAACGUAGUAUCUUGGUAUUAUAAAUAUUAAAUACAUUUAAGUUGUUAGAUUAAACGUGGGGUGAAAUAGUUGCUCUUGUUGUAUUCAAAGCUAUUUCUUUUAACUCUAAUAUGAUACUCAUUACCCAGAUCUAAAUAUAAAAACCACUAUAUUUCGCGAUGUUAUCAUGUUACCUGGCCCAUGCUAUUAUAAUAUUAAAUGACAUCGCUCUAAGGGUGAGUGUGUGCCACUAACCAAUUUAGACGUUGCACAUCUGAAUAGUUUCAUUUCCUGCAGCAAUUGCCGUUUUCCGACGAAUAGUGCAUCCCCAUCGUAGAUAUCUUAUAUACACUGGAUAGUGCAUCUAAUUAUUCUGCAAUUCAAAAAUUGAAGCCGUGAUUGCAGUCUCAGGUCGUUCCCAUGAAAUGAGAGAAGAUUCGUAUAUUUCCUAUUUCUUAAACAGGGAACUUGAAUAUUAAGUUAAUCCUAUUCCAUUUUUAAAGUAUUCAAAUGAUGAAAGUUACUGUUGUUUUUAAGCGUUUAUUAGCGAGUGGGAACGACCAACAUGGCCGCCAUCUAUUGAAAUGGGGGUAACCGCUGGAAUAUUCUUGGCUUCAAUUUUACUAAAAGAUAUGCGCUAUCUAGUGUAUAUAAGACAUCUAUGAUCCCCAUGCACUACCCUACAUUUAGCUCUUGAUCAUUUACACCUUUUACUAUCGCCAGAGUAUUACGUAUUUGUUUAAAUUUAAUAGUUGGACCCAGUAUCUCGUGGCCAGCACUUGUAGUAGUUAAAAAGAAAAAUAAUAGUUAUACAUUUAGUUAUAUAAAAUGUAUAGUUUGUCUCAUUUGAAAGAGCUUUAGAAAUAAAUAAUUAUUAAAAGCUUUCAUAACUUGCUUAAGGUAAUUCCGCAGUAAUUGUUCCCGAAAUGAGAAUGUGCUGAAACUUCCCAGGCAUGGAGUUUAUGAUAUACUUAAAGUAAAAUCACACAAAAAAGUCGGGGUCACCGAACUCGUUAAGAAGAUAUGACAAUCACAAUAUACCACCUUUACCCCCAAUAUGGCGCCAUCUUGACGCUCAUUACGAGUAACAGCAAAAUCACAACAGCCCGAUAUUUAUUGACGUUUUUAGCGCGGAUUUUGCUUUAGUAAACCUAUCUUGUAAUUAUUUUUGACACAAUAUUGCGUUUUGAGCAAAAUGAAACUACUAACGUAUACAAUUCUGAUCCACAAAUCUCUUUUCCACAUUUCUUUACAUAUCUUUCUUUGAGAACAUGCAUCGAUAAAGGAUUUUUUUUUCAAGAUCCAGAAAUGAUUUUUCUUUUAAUUUCGGAUAUGAAAUGUAAAAUGCAUUAAGGAAAUAAAUUAUCAGUUGAAAAACGGGGGUCGCCGAUCUUUUUAGAGAAUUGUGGAAUUAAAACGUAAAAUACAAGUAAAUAAAUAUACUACAGAGACAGGGAACCCUAGCUACUCUUUUUGUAUGCCUUUUUUGAGAAAAAAAUGAUUUUAACGUAAUUCUUUGCACGAAUGUAACCAAAGAUGUUUUGAAGUAACAUAAAAUUGUCAUAAAAUGAUUUUUUUAAGUGGUAUAUGUAUAAUGGAUGAAAUUAUAAGUUAUAAUAUGUGCGCAGUAAAAGUGCGCCAUGCAAAACUGCGGAAUUACCUUAAGAUUCUUGAAAUAUUUUGAAUGAAAACCGUGAGGUGUCCACCAUCUUGGAUUGUUCAGGGUAUUAUUCAGGCAGAUAGAGGCUCAAAAUUAUGGAAAAAUUACUAUAUCGUGGGACAAUUCCAUUUUGCCUUCAUAUUGUGCCCUGAAGACUAGUAAGUACGUUUCUGUAUGUUGGCCGCGUUAAAAUUUCUUGUGGGCUCCUGCCGACACGUUUUUCUUCGAAUUUUGUAUUAAACUCUAUUGCAGUUUAAAAAUGUGAAAUUUCUGAUACAUUUCUAACACAAAUGACUUGCAUCAAUAGAAAGCUAACAAAAAACUACAUAUAAGACAUUUAAAUGGUUAGUUGGGAUUUUCAAGCGGUUUUCGAGUUAUUGCUGUUUUAAAUGUGAAAAAUAAGCCAAAAUCUCGCAAAAUUCCUGGGUACUAGUUUGAAACACACACAUUCAACAGUUCAUAACUAAAGAAGAACUUGAAAAUCCCGGGUAAUCGUUUAAAUGUCUUAUAUGUAGUUUUUUGCAAGCUUUCAAAUGAUGUAAGUAAUUUGUAUUAGAAAUGUAUCAGAAAUUUCAUAUUUUUUAACUGUAAUAGAGUUUAAUACAAAAUUCGAAGAAAAACGUGUCGGCAGGAGCCCACAAGAAAUUUUAACGCGGCCAACAUACAGAAACGUACUUAUUGGCCUUCAGGGUACAAUAUGAAGGCAAAAUGGAAUUGUCCCACGAUAUAUAGUAAGUUUUUUCCUUCUAUCUGCCCGACUAUAUGCAUGUUACGUCACAAUUUCGGCCACGCAAAUUUUUUAUCUUUACAGCCAGUGAUCAAUAUUAAUCCAAAACUCAAAUUCAAUAAAAGCAUUUUGAAAACUUUUAAUCUUUACUCCGUAGAGUUAAUUAAAUUUGUAAAAUGUGAUUGGCCGACACAAAUUUUCUGUGGAAAAAAUUUUCGAAGUUGAAAAUUUUCAAUGGACCUUUCACCUUUUGACUAAAAUUUAGAUCUCAACAAGUCUAGACAAAAAUUUUAUCUCGGCUUGAAAGAGCAUCACAAAAUUCCAAAGUUUCGUUGCGAAAUGUUGUAAAAUGCGGAUAAUAUAGCCUUGCGAAGUUUGCAAUUUUCAGUCAUAUUGUGUUACGUGCGGGAAAUACAUAACCUCUUUCCGAAGGAGGUAUGUAUUUUCCGCGCGUAAUACAAUAUGACUGAAAAUUGCAAACUUCGCAAGGCUAUAUAUAUUAUCCGCAUUUUACAACAUUUCGCAACAAAACUUUGGAAUAUUACUAAUUUUGUGAUGCUCUUUCAAGUUGUGAUUAAAUUUUUGUCUAGACUUGUCGAGAUCUAAAUUUUAGUCAAAAGGUGAAAGGUCCAUUGACAAUGAUAUUUUCGGGAAAUUUUCUGCCCAUGGAAAUUUUUCUUGAAGUUUUUCUUUCAAGAUGCCGCACAGCCAAAAUAUUCCAAAAGUUAAGCUUGAUAUGAAAAAUCUGCAACGAGAUUUAAUACACAAUUUUCAAUAUUCUUUAAAAUGAGAGAAACUACUGUAAUUUGUCCUUUAAUUAUCAACGAAUGUUUAUAUUUUUAGGGUCCAAAAGGAGCACCCGGAAAGCCCGGUAUUACUGGAGGCAAAGGAUUCAGAGUAUGUAUUCGCUACGUUGUUACUAAUGUUUAGUUGCUCACUGCGUCCCCUCGUCAUAAAAACGACCGGUAAUUCAAUAAAUAUCAGGGUGCGAUAAUUCAUUAUUUUUAGUUUUACCAGGGCCUUUCGUGCUUGAUUUGGGAAUUAACACUACAGGGUGUAUAAAAAAAAGGAGACAUUUAGAAAUCAAGCCUAUUGUUAAAAUUUGAAUGCCAUUUCAAUUGCACAUAUGCUGAACCGUGGUGCGUGAAAUAUUGAUGGAGUGCAUAUACUAGAAAAAGGAGUCCUUUAGAAAUCAACCAUUGUUAUAAUUUCAAUCCUGGAGCACUUUGCUAGGCCCACGAGUGCGUAACAUGCGAUCUACGUACAAUAUGCAUGGCAGAUUGUUCCCAGGAGCAGACAAUCUUUUGUUUAAACGUUAUCUCAAAUUCUAAAGGUCUACUUUUUCUAAUAUAUGCACCAUCAAUAUUUCACGCACAACGCUUCAGCAUAUGUGCAAUUGAAAAGGCAUUCAAAUUUUAACAAUAUGGUUGAUAAUUGUACGAGCAACAUCGUAUGAUUACUUGCUUAUUAUUAGCAUAUGACAAAAUUGAAUACUUCUCCGUCAACAUCAUAUUCUCUCGCCAAAGCCCGGUCCUGCCAGACUUUCAACCAAAAUUUGGUGCUUUUGUUCGUAUUUUCAUCUAGUUCCUCAAGGGCAAUUUCAUUUCACAUUUGUGUUCAAAAUACCUUUCCGCCAUUUUGUUUGUUUUGAGAAAAUCAUCAAUUGUACUGGAGUACAAUUAAUGAAAUAAUUGUCCUCCUCUUAACCAAUCAGCAUCCAGUAAUUUUGUCAUGCUAAUAAUAAUAAGAAUAAUACUUAUGCGAGUUUACAUCCCACUAGGUUUUUAAAAUAUGUCAACAUUGCCAUACAACUACUGCGCAUUUCCGGAUAGUGAAAUCUGGUUGGAAAAACGGUUUCAAAAUAUAAACCGGAAAAAAGGGUAAACGGCCCAAGUUUUAGUCGUAAAAUGAAGUAUAUAAAGUAUUCAAUCCGUAAUUUGAGAGUUGGAGUUAGGUCAAAAAGCACAAUUGCAUGUACAAACACUACAAUUCACACCGACAGACUUACACAUAUCACGGCUAAAUUAUUUUUUUUGAAUAACUCGGGCUUGGAAAAGUUAAGGACAAGCAAAAACUACGCAGAUAGCCAGAGUUUACCUACGUGGUACGUGACUGAAAAACAGAAUUUUAUUUAAAUUGACGCCUUUGCGUGCUACGGUAAUCCUAAUUGCGUUAUUAAGCUCAUUCAGGUGGCGGAAAAGGGUUAUCGUUAGAUUUAUGGGCCAGAAAUGCAGUUAGUCUGUACAUUGCAAUUGAGAAAGAGACUGGGUUAAUAUGCCAGGAGUUGUAAUACGACAGCAUAAAACAAUGUAUCUGUAUGUGUAUUAUUCUCGUUUCUAGGGUGACGAUGGUGAGCAGGGAGCAGCUGGAACCGCUGGUAACCCCGGAACACCAGUAUGUCUUACUGUAUUAUUAUACACCCUGCCGCCAAAAAUACCCGCCCCCAAAAAACGUUUUGUGGUAUCACUAUUUUUAAUGGAUAAAAUAACUGGGCCAAAAAAAAAUAUGUGGGUUUCCGGUUUCCGACCCUACCUAGCUUUUGGACGCCGAAAUCCCGACCCGAAACUUUUUAUUUCUAUUUAUGUUUUUAUUGUAAGUGUUUCCACUUAGAGGAAAACGUUUGUGAAAAAUGGAAAUUUGAGGCAAUAUUAGGGAAUUUUAUCUUUGAAUGCGGAAGCACUGACUAAACAAAUUGGCGUCCGGUUGUUAGGAAAAUUAAAAUAAAAAAAAGUUAAAAAAAAAAUUAAAACCGACCUACCCUACCUAAGUUUUCACAAGAAGAAAUAGGAAACCCACAUAUUUUUUUGGCCCUGUCAUGUCAUUCCAAUUCACUGGUAUUUGACCUACCAAAAUAACCAAUCGUUUGUCUUCUAGAAUCGCUUAAGGUGGCGACAAUCGGUGGCGGCAUAUUGCAGGCAAUCCAGAAGACAUGUCUUCUGAGGAAUCGUUUGUCUUCUGGAUUGUCUAUGGUAGCAGUAAGCGCCUUUCACGUCUGAGAUCGUGGACCCAAUUCUGUGUGCGCGCUUAUGAAUUCACUCGUCCUUGAACGUCGUGAAUUUCCUCCGGGGACUCGGAUGUCUUCCCGCAGGGAAUGACCGUUUCACCAUAGCUGUGCUUCGUGAGAAUCGUUGAACGCCGUUUUUCACUUAAAGCGUACUCUGCCGAAACGUAUAAAAAAAUUUCUAAUUUAAGUGAAUGUUGAUUGGUUUAUUUAAUGCUGCCGUAGUACGCCAAAAAGUUGACAUGCAACGAACUUUUCAUUUUUAUACGCGAAUAUACCCGAAAGUACUGUACGUGAAUUUAUCGCUCUAUAUUCAAUGUGCGCGUGCUUCCCGUUACGGUAGGAUACGGUUGAAGUGAAAACAGGCUUUUUUGGCUUUCAUAUGCGCCAAAUUUUCUUCACUUCGUUAAGCAACUAUUUUUACUCGACUCCAGAUCAGUGCUCUCAUUUCCCAUUGUCUGGAAUUCCUUAGAUUCUCGGUAAAAAAAUUCCUCAGAUUUAGUAAAAUUUCCUUAAACGAGGGGUAAGCAUGUUUUUUGGUAAUUCAUGGACUGAAUGAUUGAGAAUUACUAAGUUAGGUACCCAGAAUUUUUGUCUCAUUUGUGAAUUGGGAUUUUGAGCAGCAUCGUCAGAAGAGAUUUCACAUUGUUGGUCAAGGAAUAUCUUCCUUCGAAAAAUUUUUGCAGUCCUGAAUGCAUAAGACUGCAUUUCCUGCGCUUUUAAAAAGUAUUUUUUGCAUAAAUAACAGCUACAUUGACUGAUUUUUUAAACAUUAUUUCAAUAUUUUCAAAUAUUAGAUAAAAACUAAAAAUUCCUUAGAAAUUCCUUAAAAAUUCUAUUUCCUUAAAAGUCUCCUUAAAAGGUGAAAAUUUCCUCAGUUUAAGGAAAUUUCCUUAAAAAUGAGAGCCCUACUCCAGAUUCAUAACCCAUAGUAGCCGAGCUGGUGGCAGUAGCAUAAUUCACAUAUGUAAACGGUUAAAGCUCUACAAGUGACCUCUGUAGCUCAGUUUGUUAGAGCGCUGCACCGGAAUCGCAAGGUCACAGGUUCGAUUCCUACCAGAGGGCCUAUUGUGGCUCCUGGUUACAUCUAAUAAAUGUAUAGAAUUCAAACUUGCAAUUUCCAUCAUUCUACAAGACCAUUUUACACUUGUGUAAAGGCUUUUAAAUCGCAGAAAUUUGUAACUGGUUGGUUAGGUGUUAGCUCAGCUGACCGAGGGGGGUCACCUGGACUGACUACUGUUACUUGGACUCAGAUGAAGAUCCAUGACGAUGGCAUCUUGAGCUGCCACCCCCCACCUUCACACCAAUUAAAAUUGGUGGAAAUAAAUUGUUGAACUAAGCGUGCAAAAAAAAAAAUUCAAAACGCACGUUGUUGUCGUUUGGACGUCAGACUUGGAAUGAUAGAUGUCACCUACUCCCAUUGCACCAUCCCCCCGGUCAUGUGACGUGCUGACGUCAGGAUACCUGGCUCCCAAGUUGCUAACCUUGGUUAUUGCAUAACCUCAUUUAACACCUUGUCCACCAUACUUACCCGUUUGGUUGGUUAGGUGUUAGCUCAGCUGACCGAGGGGGUGACCUGGACUGACUAGUGUUACUUGGACUCAGACUAAGAUCCAUGACAAUGGCAUCUUGAGUUGCCACCCAAGGGGGAUGAGUAGCAUCGCCCCUCCAAGGAACAGAAGGCACCACCCCAUCCUGCAUGCGGGGAAACAAACGGCAGUAUAACACCAAGCAAUUAUGCAUAGAAAUUAAACCGAUCGAUUUGGUGGAAACAAAAAACAAGUAGACUCACACACAUCAUAUAACUUCUGCACUAAAGAAUAAUAUUGAACCGGAAGUAAGCUAGAUGUACAAACUAAAAGAAGCAACAACGCAUCACAAUAGAAAUGUUUCUCCGGAAUAAGUUUGAAAGUUUGAAAAGGCAUAAUUUAACUGCGUGUAAACUUAACAAGUUUCAAAACAAUGGACCUUUGUUAAAUACAGGAAAUUGAAUUUUCAUUCCACUGCCAGCUUUGCUUGCCGUUCAUCUGUUGCUGUAGUGAAAUCAAAGUUUGAUUAUGCCGCUCUUCAGUGUCGAUGAAAAAUUUUAAAACAUAAGAACAUGAAUAUAAUAUUGCACUUUAUAGGGUGAAGCUGGUAACGAUGGUGUUGCAGGUCCAGCGGGACCACGCGGUUCCAGGGUAUGUAUGUUACAUGGUCCAUGCGUACUAGCAUGCGCUGCACACGUAAAAAUGCACAGAUUGUUACAUGUCUGCAAACAAGUUUGUUACAAUUCUGUUCACAAGCUGUCGACAAGUUGUGGUCGCAUUACUUGUUCCCAGUUGUUGUGACAAGUUUGGAACAAGCUAUUAGCGAGUUUAAGAUGCACCAAAUCUACGACGCGUACGUGAAGAAAAUCCGUAACUAUUCCCACAGUUUCACUACACGGAUAAAACUAUGGCCUCCAGUUGGUAAACAAAGUCAGAGACACAACUGGAUUCCAAACAUUAGCAACGGUUUUUAUGUCACGUCCGCGUCGUAGAUUUCGUGCAUCCUAAGCUCGCUAUUAACAACUUGUAACAAACUUGAUGGCAUUAUCAGACUUGUAACAAGUCUGGUACAGUAAUGAUAUAACAAGACUGUUACAACAGAAUAACCUUGCAAGUAUCGAUGCAUAAUUCACCGAGACGUAGUCGAGAUUACUGUUAACUAUUACCUGCACAAUUAUGUAUUUUAUACAUGGUUUAUGCUCACCAACAUACUCUAUGCACAUGAUUUGAUCUUAAAUAUGUGAUUGUUACAGGGUCCGCAAGGAGAUCCAGGUCAGGCUGGUCCAAUCGGAGGCGAAGGUGAUGAGGGAGAAGCUGGUACACCUGGCCCACCCGGAGCAUCUGGAGCAAAUGGAAAUCCAGUAAGUGUCUGAUAUCGUAGGACAAGUCCUCAACCAGUCGGCAUUGCUCGAAGCAAAAAAAAAAGAAAAUUUGUCAUUGUAAUGAACUGAGGGGGGAGUAUGCCUAUGCAAUUAUUUGAAGACUCGGGCCGGUUGUACAAAAAGGUAGUUGAAGUUAACUACAGUUAGUGCGAAUCCACAAAAUAAGUGGUUGAAAAGUUUUACACAACCGGCCCUAGGAAUGUUAGUCCGUUCUUGGUUAAUUAAUGGUCUCUGAAACGUUAUUUUUCUGUUUUUUUCCAGGGUGUAGAAGGAAAACGUGGCGAAGACGGUGCAGAUGGAAUCCCUGGAGCAGAGGUAAGACACUCGGCUAUACAGCUACGAUUGUUGUUUCAAAGUCGAAACUCAAAACCCCAAAGUUGCUACACCCAAAGCCGUUAUGGUUUAGCCUAAAUUUACAAAUUUCCCUUCAUUUUUUACUUGAUUUUCCUUGAUUUUUUACAAAUUUCCCUUGAUUUUCACCCAUUUCGAAUUUUUCUGAUUCUCCAACGCAAUUCAAUAACAAACUCGUCAGGAUUCAUUGGAUUUUAAUUUUUUUUACGUUGACGAAAGUUGUUUGUAGAACAUGCACAAAUUGAUUAGCGUAAGUAGUGGACCUACAGGUAUAGGCCGAUUCGAAAAAUAGUCAUCAUUGUUUCUUCUUCCGAAAUUAAUUUCAACCAAGGUAAUCGCUGCCGCCUUAUGGAAUGGUUCAAAACCAACAGUUUUACAACUAUAAUAGAUGAUUGCAGCUUGUGACUAAUUUCUGAUCCAGACAAGAAGGACGAAAUCUUUCAUUAUUAUUUAUAGCUCAAAAGAAAAUUGCAAAGUUUGGUUGCGAAAUGUUGUAAAAUACGGAAAAUAUAGCCCUGUGGAAUUAGCAAACCUUGAGUGUUUUAGUAUUACGCGCGGAAAAAUGCGCCACUUUCGGCUCAGAAGUGGUGCAUUUUUCCGCGCGUGAUUCUAAAAUACUCAAAAUUUCACAGGGCUAUAUUUUUCGUAUUUUACAACAUUUCGCAACCGAACUUUGUAAUUGUGCUAAUUUUAGGACGCUCUUUUGAGCUAUAAUGAUAGAUUUCGUCUUUCUUGUUUAGAUAAAAAAAUUAGUCGAUAGUUCGAAUCAUCCAUUGUGAAACUCGUUAAUAUUUCAUGACGCAAACACAAAAGAAAUCAUGACCGUGAAGGAGUUUCUAUACAGGGUGUAUCAGAAAACCUUGCAAACCCUUUGAAAUACAAUGUUUUUAGAAUUUGCAUGAUUCAGAACUAAUUGAUCCCAAGCGUGCGUAAACAUAACAGUUGACCCAUUCGCAGUCGAACUGAUAAUUAGUUUUCUGCAUUACAAAUAUUAUUCUAAUUUCUAUCAACGCGGUUAAUUAGAAUGUAUUUUCAAAUCCCAGGAGCAAAAUAAGUAGCACAGACAUUUAAAUGCUAGUAAGCAGCAGAAUUAUGCAAAGUGUAUAUCUGAUACAAAAUCAUGCUGAUUUACAGAAACUUCAAGUUAUUUUAUUUUAUUUUAUUUUAAAUUCAUUAUUUUAAAUUCAUUAUUUUAAAUUGUUGAAGAAUACGAAUCUUCCAUCAGAACGUUUUACAAGCCAUUUACAACAUCCCGUCCGUGCUGUAUUUCCGAUACAACACGGCCGUCCAUGUUGCAAAUAGUACAUAUUAUACCUCUUUUGAGAAAUUCAAAUUAAAUAACAGUUUCUGUUGAAAAAGUGUAAUGCAUAAAGUAUAGAAUAAUGUAAAAUUGUGUCGAAUCCGUCAAUACUUAAUUAGCAAAACACAAUAAUUAUAUUGCUAAAAUGCAUGCACAACCAAUAUCAUAAUAAUAAACAUGUCCACUGUGCUUUUCGUGCUUAGAGGUCGACGUUUUGCUGUCGUGAGUUGUGACCUUCAGAGGGUAACAUUAAUUGAAAUAGCUGUAUUCAGCAACUGGUUUGGUUUUACUAGAUCAAUUUUAACAGGUCUUACUGUACUCUUCGUGUUAGAUUAAAUUUUCUACGGCCACUAAAAAUUAGCUGUCUAAAAAUCUGGAACACAGCGAUUGCAAUUUUUGGGACACCCUAUAUUUAUCACUUAUUUACUGAGACAGAGGGAAACAGCGUGUUUUGUGGACCCGAGACCGCCGUUGUUGCAUAUAAGUGUCAAAGUAUGAAUAAUUCACUGGUUAUUGGAGUGAACUUAAUUUGAAACCAAAACUGGAUAAACGAAACGCCGUAAAUGUUUGGUAAAAAUUUUAAAACAUGAACUUUGGAACUUCAUGGUUGACACGCAUGCGUAUUGCACCCAUUUUAUUAUUGACCGGUCAAUAAAUGUUUCACUGCGGACCGGUUACCGAACAUGACGUUUUGUGGACCAGCACGUGACACGGUGUUGACCAAUCGGCAAGCAGAAAAAUUGAACUUUGACACUAACUAUAUAACAAAAACCAUUCUCACCCAAUCUGUAUUUGAUUAAAUCAGGUACAAAUCGGAUGUCAGUGGCGUAACUUUGGCCUAGAGCCGCAAUUUAUCUCAAAUUUGAAUCUGAAAUUCCUCUCAAAAACGUUACCGACGUUUUCAGUUUAUGAAAAAAAUUCAAAAAGAAAGCCUGCCUAAAUAACUGACGAACUCUCAUGUUGUUUUACAUUGAAAUUGAGUGCUAAAUUGCAAUAUUCCCAUAAUAAAUAACAUUAAGCCUCGACUUGGCGUUAUUGUUCUUGAGAACCAGAGCGUGAUUCGGGUUACGGCGCUGUUUAAUUGGAUGCACAAGGGUGUACAUAAAUGCAUGUGUUGUGUACAAAGAUUUUUCAUGACUUUUCCAACUAGAAAGGCCACUUGUACUUACGCUAACGACACGGCUUACUUGAUAUAGGGUGACGGAGGCGACCCUGGUCCACCUGGGGCAAAAGGUGCACAUGGACCUGAGGGACCAAAGGGUGAUGUUGGUUUCCAAGGACUCCCGGGCUCAGCUGGACCUCCGGUGAGUUUUGUGUUAACGUCCAACAUAUUUCUUUUUAAAAGGUAUAAGUACGAAAGUAGGUAAGUUCGUGAGUGUUUAGAAUUUUGCGGACGCUCACCGCCAUCAAAUUUAUAUUCAGAUACAUGAGGCGUCCGUGUAGGCUCACCUUAAACACUUACAUGUCGAAAUAUCUUUGCGUUAUAAAUACCAACAACAAUUAAACAUUUUUCUAUUUUUAUAUAGGGACCUGCAGGAGAACCCGGCAGAGAUGGUGAACCUGGAAAAGCUGGCGGUCCGGUAAAAUAACUUAAUACCCAGUGAAAGAUUUUGAUUGACAUUUGUCAAGAAUAAAUGUCAGGCAUAGAUUUUUCUUCCCUUUCGCUAAAAGGGAGAGAGGAGAGGCCCCGAUGUUCCCUUUUAGUGUUUUAGUGCAAGCCAGGUAGACCUGAUAUUUAGGUUAGAGAUUUCCAUCCACAAAAACACAUAUCGAAUUGUGUUCUUUUGAGCGAU